AUAACGAUAAGCAUGGAGCAGAGGCCACCGGGUGGAGACGGGCAGUACUCCUCGCUCGAUGAGCUGCAGCGACAGCUGAACGAAGAUUUCGCUCAAACGCUCGGACCGAUGACUUCACCUCAGCACAUGGCCACCGAAGCAACAUCAUCAGCAUCUGGAGCGAGUGCAACGAUCGCGACUACCAUCAGCACCAUCGUGCUCCAGGGUGGUCCACUGCAGCUGGUGGUGGCGAUUCUUAAGAGUGGAGAAAAAUUGUACAUAAAGGUUGCAGAUUUGCUGCCAAAGUUCACCUUUCUCGGCCCGAGUCUGGAUGAUGCACUAAAGCUUCAGAAUCAACAUGAUGAACUGUUACGACAGAUACAGAACAUGCCGACACCACUGGAAGAAUUUUAUCGAAAAAUACAGGAAAAGAUUGCAUCCAACGAAAGACCCAAUCCGACACUGAUUGAGGAGAUGGCUUCCUCGCUGAAUGCCGUCUGGCACGACAUAAAGCAGAUGCUGGCCGAACGCCGAGAGAUCGUCGUUCUUAACGUGGCCUUCUUUGAGCGAUUGGGCGAAGCGUACGGCAAAAUGUCCUCGCUAGAGGUGGCCUGCAACGACACGAUGAUCCCAAUCGAAAUCGACGCAGUGCGAGAGUUCCUAGAAUCGUUCCGCGAUUUGCGCGGUGACAUGCUCGGUGCGGUAGCGACAACACUUAAGGCAGGUCAGCAGAUGUUGGACAGAUUGCGAGUGUUGUCAGAGAUUGGAACACUCGAUUCCCGCCCGAAUCACAUCAAGCUGGAUGCUGUACAAGCGAUCGGUCAGGUGGAAUCGUGGCUAGAAGAUCUUUCUAAUCGGCGCAAUCAACUCGAACAGGCGUGGAUUUCACGCAAGACACAGCUAGAACAGUGUCUCACGCUAGCAAUUCUCGCGAAACAGCUAGACGAGAUCGAACAAUGUCUUGCGCGCGUACGCAGCCAAACGCUGAGUUCGUUUACGCUCGGCGAUUCGGCCGAGCAGGCAGACCAUCUGCUAGAAACAUACCAAAACCUCAAACCAGAAGCGGCAUUGCUUCGCGACAAGGCGCUCAAGAUAACAAAAACUACAGAGGAGCUGCUUACGAGCGGAUGUUUCGCUGGUGACGAAGCGUGCGCCAAAGCGUACUCCGUACUGAAUGCAUGUUCGGAGCAUCUGGAAGAGAUCGAUCAUCGGGAGUCUCUGCUGGGUCAGUCGCGUAAUUUCUUUACCCGUGCGAGUGCAAUUCUUAAGCGGCUGGAUCAGGUUGAGCUAGAAGUGGCCGAAGCAACCAUGCGACCCGCGUCAUCCAAUGACCUGCCGGCUCAUCAGAAACUGCUGCAGGAUAUUCGCGAGACGAUUGGGGAAGUGCUGCAAAUGGGAUACUCGCUGGUGGAUGAUGUUGGUCGUACUAAACCCGAGGUGGCCGGUGUACAGGCCAUGAUCGAACGCAUCGAGCAGAGGAAACUACACUUCGAACGUUAUUGCAAUGAGGAAAGCGAAAGAAACGUACGGACGGCACAGGCACUGAACGAGUUCUUGGAGCGUUAUGGACAACUGUUUGCGUGGCUGGAGGAAGCGCGUGAAGAGCGCAUUGUACGGGGCAGUGCGAUUCAUCGGAUGGGCGAGAAUUUGGGCGAAGCGAAGGACUGUCUUUUGCUUCAUCACCAGUUUCUGAAUGAUCUCGAGAUCAAAGGAAACGCUAUUAAUAACUUGCUCGUACGAUUGACGCCCAGCCUGGAGCAUCUUGCCGAUGGUCAGCGUGAUGACGUGCAACACAAGAUCGAUCUGCUUCGCCAGCAUUGGAUCGCGCUAAAGAACUGCGUCAUCGAGCGGGUUGACCUGCUGAAGCUGUACAUCCGCUUCCACCAGGAAGCGGAAACGUUGCGCAACCAGUUCGAUGCCCACGCCAUCCAGUUCGCCACGUUCAAGGACAACCCGGCGGAUCAUUCGCUCAUCCUGGCCGCGAUCGCGAACAUCCGCCAGACGCUGGAAAGCCUACGCCCGCUAGGCGCACAGUGUCUCGAUCAGUUGCAGCAGAUCGGGGACGCAUACUUGCAGAAAACUCGCGCAGCGCAGUGCGUCGAGCGGACACUCGCCGAAUUUGCCGACCGUCAGUCGGCCGUCAGUAAUGAGUGGGAAAGCUGGAACAGUCGACGACGCACGGAGACAACAUUGAAGGAAAUCAUGGCUGCCAACAUGGAGACAUUGGCUGUGGCAUCCAAGCUGGAGGAGCAGCUGUAUCCAAUCUUUAGUACCGCGCUCGAUAACCCGUCCGAUCUGAUCGAGUUCAUCGGUCGCAAGCGGGCUCAGCUGCAGCAGGAUGUCCGUAUUGCUGAGGCCGAUUUGACGCAGCGCUUUGACACAAUCGCCCAGCUGGAGCUGGCCGGUGCUGAUGCCGGUACCGAGCAGGACAUUGUGUCAGUGAAGAACAAUCUUAACUCUAUCAAGACAAAGCUUUUCUCACUUGAGGCCGAUUUUGGUGAGCUGUCCGAUGCGACCGAACAUUUUCUACGGUCGAUUAUGCAGUGCCGGGAUAGUAUCCGGGAGUACUUCGGUACAAAGCACACGGUAACCGAUCCGGGCAGUGUGGAAGCGAUAGCAGAGGGCUACGAACAGUUUAAGCAGGCGACGAUGGAAUAUUUCCGCGGGUUGCUGCAACAGAGUGAACAGAUCAUUGAGCGUGUGAAAGCGUUGGAGCCACCGGGUGCACGCGAGCUCGAUACGGACAAGAUCAUUACGCUGCUGGAGAACUUGCGCACGUACUUUGAGUCGCAAACGGAGUCGGAAAAUUGUGAGCUGAAGAAGCAGCACAGUGUGUUGUCGUUUGAUCGUGAGUUAGGUGAAGUGCGUGCCGCGAUCCGGGCGCAGUGCGAUCGGUUGGAGCGUGGACGUGGCCAGUAUGGUGAAAGUUUGGCUGAUGCUCAGCGAUCCAGGAUUGCUUUUGAGGAACAGGCAACGGCUUUGCAGGAUCUUGAGCAACGAAUCAAUGCAUUUAUCAACUCAGGCACGGAAUUGGUACGCCAAUAUCCUGAGACAAGCCCCUACAUCGAAUCGGAAACGCACAAAAUACGCAACGAAUGGACUGAUCUACUUCGAAAGCUCGAGGAUCAUCGUCAACUGUAUAGUAUCGCGAUCGAGUAUUUCGAGAUUAUUACCACGAUUGAGGACCACUAUCGCACACUGAACGCGGAACUCAUCAAUGCUAACAACAAGCUCACUAUACUGAACAACGUGGACGUGGCUAACGAUCUAGUUGCACAGGUGGACAACACGAUUCGUACCCAUGAGACACGCCAGCUAGAUGCGUUGAAGAAAAUCGCUGACCUAUCGAUCCAGUUAUACGGAUCCGACAAGACCGUCACGUUGUAUACGGAAAAUACGAAGCUGUUCCAAACGUUCUACAAGAUCAAAACGGAAGUGUACGAGCGUUCGAAGGAACUGGCAGAGCAGCAGGCACGGCGCGAAGAGCAACAGCGUCAGGAGCAGUUGCAACGCGAGCUAGAACAGCAACGUUUGGACCAGCUGCAGCGCGAACAGGAACAGUUGCAAAAGGAGCAGGAACAGGAACAACGACGUUUGGAGCAGUUGCAGAGAGAACAAGAGCAAGAGCAGCUACGCUUGGAGCAGUUGCAGAGGGAACAAGAGCAGGAGCAGGAACGGCUUGCACAGCUUCAAAGGGAGCAGGAACAGGAGCAACAACGUUUGGAGCAGCUCAAGAGAGAACAAGAGGAUGAGCAACAGCGACUUGAGUUUUUGAAGCGAGAGCAGGAACAGGAACAGCAACGUCUGGAGCGGUUGAAGCGCGAGCAAGAGCAAGAGCAGCAACGUCUGGAGCAGUUGAGACGCGAACAGGAGCAGGAGCAGCUACGAAUGGAGCAGCUCCAGCGAGAAAAGGAACUGGCGCUGCAAAAGGAGCGAGAAGCAACGGUAGUGGAGGAUGUGAAAAUUACCACCACAACUUCGCAUACCGGGCUGCCACACCAGCAACAGUCUUUCGAUGUGCAAACGAUCGACGAAGAACAGUAUCUCCAGGAGCCACAAGUUCCACUGGUCAUACAAACCGUUGAGGAGCAGGUGCACGAACAAAUUCAUGAAGUCAUAACCACAUCGACACUGUCCAGAAGCGAGCCACAAGCGAGCUUACGUGUGAUUCAACCUCUGGCUGACGUUAGCGUACAGGAAGGUCAACGCGUACGUUUGCAAUGUGUAGUAGCGGGUGUUCCCGAUCCAACGAUCGAGUGGUACAAGAACGGCAUCAGCGUACAGGGUAAUCCGGACUAUAGGACCAGCUUCGAUCCAGCUAGUGGUGUGUGUACGCUGAUGAUUGACGAAACCGUCACUGCGGAUAGUGCUGACAUACUAUGCCGUGCUGCAAAUGAAGCCGGAAUCGCUGACACUACCGCACGUCUACUCGUAACGGAAGCUCCUCCACCACCACCAAAGCCCGCCGGUACGGCCCCCGCGUUCACGAUGCGACUGCUUGAUGGCGGUGUUGCACAGGAGGGACAACCGUUCCAAUACGAUUGUGUUGUUGGUGGUCAACCCACGCCGACCGUGCACUGGUACAAGGGUGAUCAGUGCAUUGAUGGUUCACCCGACUAUCGUCAGACGUACGAUCCGGCUUCGGGUGUGGCGUCCUUGCGUAUCGAGCAGGUCUACCUCGAGGAUCAAACGCACUACACCUGCCGGGCGGUGAACGAUUGCGGAUCGGAUGAAACGAGUGCGUUCCUCACGGUCAAGCCGCUGGAACCGACCGAAUUUCCUGACUUCCCGGAACCGUUGUCCAAUGUGAUGGCGCGUGUGGGACAGAAGAUACGGCUCGAAGCUAAAGUCAGUGGUACACCGCAACCGGAGCUUAUGUGGACGCACGAUGGCAAACACUUCACCAACCGUGAGGUUAAAUUCUUCUACGAAAACGGCCGAGCGCAAUUGGUCAUAGACGAGGCAUUCCUGAAGGAUGCUGGUGUCUACACGCUGACCGCCAAGAAUAUCGCCGGUGAAAAGUGCUGCUCGUGUAAUGUGGUGGUGAAGGGUCGGCUACCGAACGAAACCAGCGACUCGGAACUAGCAAGCGAUAUGGAGCCAGUGAAGCCCGCCGUACAGCUACCGUUGCGGGAUGUGUCAGUGUUCGAAGGGAAACCGGUCCGGCUGGACUGCGUGAUUGUGGGCCAACCGGAGCCGGAAGUGAUCUGGUAUCACGGUGAGCGACCGGUCAAAGAGUCGAACGACUUUCAGCUACUGUUCCAGGGCGACCGUUGCUCGCUGGUGAUCCGCGAGGCCUUCCUCGAGGACGCGGGCGUGUACCGGGUGGUCGCUAUUAAUAGCGCGGGUGAGGCGUCGAGCCAAAGCUCGGUUUUGGUUACGCCGCUGAACACGGCCGAACCGGCAGUACGUCAGCCGGCCGAGCGGGUGUUACCGGUUGUCGGUGCUCCGCCGCGCUUUGAGCGGCUGCUCAGCGACAUCCUCGCGGACGAAGGUGAACGGGUGCAAUUUGAGUGUGCGGUUAGUGGAGAUCCGCGCCCGUCUAUCCGGUGGUUCGUGAACAACCGCGAGAUCCCGACUGAUGUGACCGUGUCACCGCGCGUACACUGUGUGGUGCGAGACGAUGGUGUAGUGAAGCUGAUCAUCGAACGGGUACUACCGGACGAUAAGGGCGUGUACACGGUGAAGGCCGCAAACGUGUCCGGUGAGGCAAAGUGUUUCUCCAACCUGAUUGUGAAGACGAUCAAUGCACCCGAAUUUGAGGCGGUGAGCACGCCCGCCUUCCUUACCGAGAGUCAGGUAUGUCCGACGUUCCGGGAGCUGUUUGCCGAUCGUGUCGUGCGACAGCACGAACCGACCAAGUUCGAGUGCAUUGUGAUUGGUAAACCGCAGCCAAAGAUUCGCUGGUUCUUCAAUGAUCAGCCAGUGCAGGGACACGAUUUUCUUGUGUCGACCAGUGGCGACCGACAGGUGCUCACCAUCCCCGAGGUACGCCCGGAGCUGACUGGUAAGAUCACCUGUUACGCGGAGAACGAAGCAGGCAAUGCCCAGUGUGUUGCGAUCGUGCAACUUCUCGAGCAGCUUGGUUCAUACGGUCCAAAUCCAAUGCCGGUGCCCGUUCUGCCGCUGGUCGAAUCGAUGCAGCAGAUCGACACGACCGGUUCGUCUUGUGUGACACUUCAGAAGCAUGUGACGACCAGCUCGUCCUCUUCCUACUCGGCUUCUUCGAUGGCCACCGUACAACAGAACGGUGUGGCUCACACACACUCGGAGGUGCAUGCCGAAUCGGCGAAACUGGACCGUUCGUUCCACCAGGAAGGUAACCAGGCACCACAAGUUGCCGAAGCGUCGGAACACCAGCGCUACGAUAAGGUGAACGACCAACCACCGACCGUACAGCACGAGGCGUCCUCGUACGUGGGUGUCGCUCCAAACCUCGAAACGAUCAUUGCAAACUCUGGCCAAAUCAGCACGGGCAAGCCGGCGAGACGCAACAUGGCGCCAAGAUUUGUGACGCCGUUCAAUGGCAAGAUCGUCGAUCAGGGUGCUGACGUCGUCAUUGAGGGUAUUGUCGAUGGAUACCCGACGCCCGAAGUGCACGUCACGAAGAACGAUGUCGAACUGCAGCCGGAUGGCGAACGAAUCCAGGUGUCCUAUUCGCUGAACAAGAUCGUCGUCGAACUUCGGAAUGUGUCGCCGCUCGAUGCGGGCCGCUAUACGGCCACUGCUUCGAAUGCGGCUGGAGCUUCUACUACUACGGCGGAUCUCGUAGUUAAAAAAUCCAUCUUUCCGCCAGUGUUUGGCAGACGUCUGCAGGCCCAAACUGCCCGCAACGGAGAUCGGGUCGUGCUCGACGUCGAAGUGUCCGGUACACCCGAGCCAACAGUCACGUGGUUUAAGGAUGGCCGCCCAGUGCAGGAAACGCUCGCCCCAGGCAGCUAUGCACUGCAGCAGGUGGGCUCCUGCUUCAAGCUGAUCUUCGAGCAGAUCAAUAUGGCCGACACGGGCAAAUACAUGGUGGUGGCGAACAAUGCCGGCGGUGAAGCGCAAAGCACGGCCGACAUUGCCGUGCUGCAGUGUGAAAGUGCACCACAGCCGGCGCCACAGCCCGCGCCCCAGAAGCAUGUUUCGUUUGUGGACAUGGUUCAACAGCAACAGCCCCGUUCGGACGAGGCAUUCGAAGGCGAGGGCGGUGGUUUCAGUGCCCGACAGGAGUACGCGAGUGAGGCGAAGCUGAACGGCCCGACGACGGAAUCGACGAUCGUAACGGAGACGCGCCGUACGACAGAGGCAACGAUGCGGAUGGAGCACAAGAUCAGCUUCCCCGAUCUGCCGGUGCGUUUCUCGCAGCGUACGCAAACGCCCACGGUACCGACGGUGACCGAGGGCACGAGUCCGAUGGCUGACCCGUCGGCGCACCAGAACAUGGGCACUAACACCGAGCAUGUCGCGACCCGCUCGGACGCAACGCAGACUGCGACGACGGUCGACGUACCGAUCACACUAACACUGGCGCAACACGCACCGGCACCGGCUCAGCCACCGACGACACCGAGCGUUCGGCUCCCAGCUCAGUCCGAAUCGAAACGGGAGAGUAGCAGCAUCAGCAUCAGCAGCAGUACCACCGUUGUGCGCGAUCGUCCGAAGUCUUUCGAACCACUGUUGCAGCAACAGCAGCCGCAGCCGCCGUCGCCAACGCCGGCCAACGGUGAUCUCACGGCACAGUUGCCGAUCUACCAGCAGCCAGCGCCAUUCGCUGUCGCCAACGCACCAACCCCGACCCAGAUGUACUCAUCCUUCUCCUCGACGCAGCAGUUCCAAGCGUCAUCGACGCUGGCACAGCAGCAGUACUCGCAGUCAUCGAUGCAGUACCAACCGUUCAAGCCUUCCCUAGCGGUGGAUGCACCAGUCCGCGCGCCUUCCCCAGCCCCGGUGCCGACAUUCGUACCUAGUCAGGCAGCUCCGCCACCGACCCAGAGCUUCCCGCCGAAGAUAACUCCCUUCAAGCCUACUCCAGUAGCUCCGUCUGCUGCACCGUCGAUGUUCACUCCAGCUCCGGCACCAGCACCAGCACCCGCAACAAUGGCUGCACCGGUUCCAGCUGCUGUUCAGCCGCUAAAUGCAGCACCUGGUUGCACCUUGACGCCGAUUGCUGGAGCUACUCCAGCUUUCUUGGCCGGACCGUCCUACAACCAGACGCCACAACCGUUCAAGCCGUUGCCACCACCGACCAUUACGCCCAGUUCGCUUGGUGCCCCUGCUCCAGCUGCUGCUCCACUACUGGAUACUACUACGCUUGCUCAGCAAUCGUACGCUCCGGCACAGCCGCAGCCGCAGAACUUUGCACCGCCAGCACCGGAACCUACUGGUCCGAUUUCGUUGCCUCCUUACCAGGAGCCGCUCUCGUUCUCGUCUAAACCAUCGGUCGAGCCACUGUAUCCUGGUCAGUUGGGCUAUCAACAGCCAGCUCAGCAGCCCCCUCAACAAUACCAGCAACAGGUGGAACAGCAGCAGCAGUUGUAUCAACAGCAGCAGCAGCAACAGGUAUAUCAACAGCAGCAGCAACAGAUGUACCAACAGCAGUCGCAGCAGCAGCAGCAACAACAGUUCUACAUGGAGCAGCAGCAGGAGGAAGAGGUGUACAAGAAGAAAUCGGUGAAGGAAACGAAGAAAAUCUUCGAAGAAUCUCUCCUGCAGCAGCAGGCUGCGUAUGGCGAACUGAAGGCACCGCGUAUGGUCCAGGGCGUCCGUUUGCCCGUGGCAGCCCCACUACCGCCAGACUUCGGGUACGGUGCAAUCGCGGAGCUAGGUCUCGAGCCAGGGCCCCAGCCAACGAUGGGCUACGCUCCGAAGGCCUCGAGCGAGCGCAAGAGCUCCUACUACCGGGAGCAGAUUGAGCAGUCCUUGCUGGAGAGCAUGGACAAGGAGCCGGAGCGUGUCCCGGCCGGCGGUGUCAAGAUUAUCCCGCCCAGUCCGCGCAAGAAGUCGAAACAAUCGUCGGGACAAUCGGACACCGCAGGAGGAGCGCCUGCGCCGCUCGAGCAGCCGACAGAGCCGCAGCAGGGCCAGGGUGCCAAGACCAAGAGUCCGUUCACCGCCACCGAGAGCGAGUACGAGAGUGACCUGGACGGUACCGGAGCCCGGCGCCAGAACGGUUAUCUGGCCGACACGGAGGAGGUUGUGCAAAAGACGGCGGCUGUUUCAUUCGAACAACAGCAGCAGCAGACGAUCGAAAGCUUCAGCAGCUCGAGCAAGGUAGAGUCUCACUCGUCGUCGAUUGUCAGUGAGGUCGUCCAGCAACAGUCGGUACAGGUACAGGAGCAGAAGGUUGAACAGCAGCAGCAGCAACAGCAGACCAUCCAAGAACAGCAGCAACAGGUGUUCCAGGAGGUGUCUCAACCACCGGCAGCUGCAGAAGAACAGGUACAGCAACAGGAGUCGCAGCAACAAUCCGAGGAAGUGAUCAUCUCCUCGUCGGAAACCGUUCAAAAGGAAACGGUUGAGGAGAGCAAGAGCAGCUUCUUGGUGAACAACGAUCUGCCCGAGGACUUGCAGCCGGUGAAGGUACUGCCAACCGAGGAACCGCUGCCAACGCUGAAGCAUGUUCCAGUUCCGGCCGCCGUACAACCGGUACCGGAGCAGCAGCCAGCUCCAGAACCGCAGCUCGUGGUGGAGCCUCAGCAGACUUUGCAGCAGCCCCUACAGCAGCCGCAACCGCAACCGCAACAACCCGAACCGAUUGCUCAGACUCCGGUGCAGCAGAACGGAUAUCCAACGCCCAGUCCGGCCCAGCCAUUCCUGUCGGACUAUGAGAGUGACGCCACCGCUCCACCGCUGGCGGGUUACAAACCGGUCCAUCCGGUGUUUGCGCCACCGAAACAGGAGUUCGCGUCGGGUCCGGCUGCACCACCACCGUCAGUAUUCGACCCUAUCGACAAGAUUCAAGCGAGCCAAGUCAAUGUACCGAGCGAUGCACCAAAGAUUGAGAAACCAAAACCGAUCAGCUACGUACAGCAGCAACAGCAGCAACAGUACCAGUCGUACCAGCAACAGCAGACCUCAUCCUUCCAGCAGCAAACCUAUCAACAGCAGUCUUACCAGCAGCAGCAGCAGCAGCAGCAAUCGUUCCCGCCGGUAGCACAACCAAUGCCAGCACAAUACUACACAUCGGUGACGGCUCAGCCAGUGCACAACACGAUCGCUACCGAGACGUCCAACUCGCUGCACCUGAAGGAGAUGACCGAAAGCAGCAACCGUGUGCUGAAUAUGCAGCAAACGAAACGUGUCGUCAGCUUGGAGCAACAGCAGCAAUCGCAACAGCAACAGUCGUCUAUGUUCAUGCAGAAACCGGGUCGCUUCACACCAGGAGAGUAUCGUGACAGCGAUGGUUACGAUAGCGACGGUACACGCAUCCGUCCCCUGUGGACACCGAAUCCUUCCGACAGCGAUGAGCCGCACUAUCGUAGCGUGCGACCAAACUUCCAGCAAUCGCGCUCGACCAGUCUUCCACGCCAGUACGAACGCAUCCAAACGCCGAUGGAGUUCGAUACGCUGCCGGUGCAGAUGCCGACCAAGAUCGAGCUGUCCGCUGGGCUGGAGACUAGUCAGCAUCAGCGCAGCAGUUCGCUCUCCCGCCAGAGCACGCAGAUUGAAACGACAACCACAACGACGACGGAAACGCUCAAGACGCAAACACUGGACCGGUACGCGUCGAAGCGAUUGGCCACCACUCCGGUGCCGAAUACGCGCGACGAUAUGGCGGUGAAGGCGCACCGGGUCGCGCCCAUCAACUACAUCCAGAAGCAGGCGGACGGUAUGGCGCAGACGUUCAAAACGAAGGCGUACCACUUCAACAAUGAGGUAAUGACGGACAUCAAGAAGACGCCGAUCAAGCCGAUCCUGAAGAACGCGUACGCUGCUCCGAUGGUGCAGCAACCGCCCCAGCAACUGCCCCAACAACUGCCCCAGCAACAGAUGACACCACCCCAGGCUACUGCUGCCCCACCACAGGUCUACCGGGAGGAGUCACGAGUAUCGCAAUAUGAAGCAUCAUUUCUGUGCUACAAGGAGCUUAAACCGAACGGCCACUCGGAACCAAACCAUCGCGAAACGAACGGUCCGGUUCCGACGAUGCUGGAGGAAACGGACACGAUCGAGAAGACGUACCGGUCGAUCUGCUUAAUACAGACGUGCGAAGUGCAACAGCAACAUGGUGGCUAUAUUCAGCAGAGUACUACACCGCUGGCAUCGAUAAAGCCCAGUCUCCAGACACCAACUGGAGGUGCUCCGUUCCAGCAGCAACCACAGCAGCAAGUACCAUUGCAACCGCAGCCAACAUACGGUAUGGCGGUUCCAACUCCGGUCGGCGCCGGGCCAGGUGAUUACUCACCGCCGGUCUUUGAACAAAUCUUCAAGAACUCUCGCUUCGCCCAGGGCGGCAACGCUCUGUUCGAGGGCAAGCUAAAGGGUAAUCCCAAGCCGGAAGUUUCGUGGACUCGAAAAGGCGCACCCCUUCUCGAUUCUACGAAACAUCGCUUGAGUUACAAUCCGGCGACCGGAGCCGUCUCGCUGCUGAUCAACCAGAUCGGACCGGGCGAUGAGGGCGAAUACACGUGCAAGGCACGCAACACUGUCGGAGAAGCGAUCUGCUCGGUGUUUAUUCAGCCGGAGGGCAUGCCGACUCCGCAGUUUCAGCAGGUACGUCGCGAACAGCAGCAAACUAGCAUUACGAAGCAGCAGCAGCAACAACAGUACACCAAUGGAUAUUCUCACAUGGAGGAGGAAUUCAAGGUGGACACGUUCGAGUAUCGGUUGCUGCGUGAGACAUCUUACAGGGAAUCGAUCACAAGGCGUUAUGCCGGUGAAACAGACGCGCAGCUAAUCACGACGCUUGAUCAUGCUCUGGGUCCCGCUUCGGCUCCUCAGAUUGGCCAGAAGCCGCGCAACUCGAAGCUUUCCGAGGGUUCGGAUGCAGUAUUCAGUACGCGUGUUCUGGCUAAUCCACGUCCGCGUCUGUCCUGGUUUAAGGACGGUCAGCGCCUUAUCCCGUCGGCGGAUAAGUACGAAAUGGGUUACUCCAAUCAACAGGCAACUCUGCGCAUCAAGAACGUCAAUGCACGCGACUCUGGGCACUACACACUGUUGGCCGAAAACCCACAGGGUUGCCAGGUAUCGUCCGCUGUGCUGGCUGUCGAAGCCGCCCAGGAACAGGUGGCAGUUGAACGUGCUACCUCGUUCUCGGAGCAGCAGCACUACCAGCAGCAGCAACAGCAGCAGGUCAUUGAGACCUCGACCGAGGCAACUAAGGCAUUGUCGCCAUCGUUUGUGACGCUGAUCCAGGACGCCGAAACGACCGAGGGUAAAAUGGUAAGAUUCGACUGUCGCGUGACUGGUCGGCCGUACCCUGAGGUGGCUUGGUACAUUAACGGCAACCUGGUAACGGACGAUGCAACGCACAAGAUUCUCGUCAACGAGGCUGGCAAUCAUUCGCUAAUGAUCACCAGCACCAAUCGCUUCGAUCAUGGCAUUGUAACGUGUGUGGCACGUAACAAGAGUGGCGAGGUAGCGGCUCAGGCUAAACUGGUCGUGUGUGAACGUGAACAGGUGGUUGCACCGAAGUUCGUCGAGCGCUUCACCACGGUGAACGUGAAGGAGGGUGAACCGGUGCGCCUGUUUGCACGUGCCAUCGGAACACCGUUACCGCGCAUUACCUGGCAGAAGGAUGGAAUUCCGCUCGUGCCAGGACCGGAAGUGCAGAUCUGCAACGACGAGAACGGUUGCACUACCGUGGACAUCCCGAGAGCGAAGGCGUCGGACGCCGCGUGGUACCAGUGCACGGCACAAAACGUGGCCGGUACCACGGCGACCCGCGCCCGUCUCUUCGUCGAAGCUCCGAAGGGACCGGCGCCAGAGCAGAAACGUCUCAAUCUACCACGACCAACGAAAGUGAUUCAGCCGGAAGCUGUUCCCGAACCAGAAAUCAUCUACUUGCGUCAUGUGGAGCGAGCUGCUCCGCAUGCACCACCCAAGGAGGAGGAACGCACCUAUCCACCACCAAAGUUCAUCGUCCCGCUGAACGACGUUGCGCAAGUUGAGGGUGGAAAAGUUCACUUCGAGGCUCGUAUUGAGCCCGUAUCUGAUCCUUCGAUGCGCGUUCAGUGGUUCUUGAACGGCAAUCUUAUUCAAGCAAGCUCUCGAGCAAACACGACGUUCCAGUUCGGUUUCGUGGCUCUAGAUCUGCUGACGAUUGUAAUGGAAGACAGCGGUGAAUAUCUGUGCCGUUUGUCCAGCUCGACUGGUGUGGCAGAAUCGCGUGCCAUGCUUAGCGUGCAGCCGCGCCCACCAAUCGAGCAGCAACCACAGCAUCCGUCAUCGUUGGAUCAGAUUCAGCACCUUGAGGACUACUCGAGGUACGUGCGCACCGAGAGCAUCGAAGAAGUGGUCAACCAGAAGCCAGGAUUCACCAGACCGCUGCAAGAUUUGGGUGAGCUUGAGGAAGGCCGCAAUGCUCAUUUCGAAGCUCAGAUCACUCCGGUCAGCGAUCCUACGAUGCGCGUUGAGUGGUACAAGGACGGACGUCCCAUUACGGCUAGUUCGCGUAUUACUGCCAUCUUCAACUUUGGCUACGUCUCGUUGAACAUUAUGCAUUUGCGAGCGGAAGAUGCCGGCACAUACACGGUGCGUGCAGUAAAUCGCAUUGGCGAAGCUAUCAGCACAUCGAAGAUUACUGUAGUGAGCAAGGCGCCCGUUACCGGUGACUUGGGCAUCUCAGAGCAGCGUAACUAUAUCCAGAAAAUCGAAGAAAUGGAACAGUACCAAAAGUACCAGAACAUGAAGUUCUACGAGGAAACUCCGGAGAGCACUCAGCGGCCGGAGUUCAAGAGCCCCAUCACGGACCAGCUCAAUGUGCGCGAAGGUGGCUUUGCACACUUCGAAGCCCGCCUGGAACCGGUCGGCGACGCAACGUUGCGCGUCGAAUGGCUUAAGGAUGGACAUCCAGUGGAGGCAAGUUCGCGCAUUACUUCGUUCUGUAACUUUGGCUAUGUUGCGCUUACGAUCAAACAAGUUACCGUGCACGACGUCGGUACCUACACGUGCCGUGCUUACAAUUCUCUUGGUGAGGCGCACGUUUCCGCUCGUUUGACGGUAGUGACCCGCCAGGACAUCAUUGUCGAUUCACAGACAAGCCACAUGGGCAUGGAGAAGAUCCAAUAUCUGGAGGAUUCCUCACGCUAUAUGCGCACCACCCAGGAACAGGUCGAACAACAGGUCGUCCAACCUCAGCCACGAUUCCUUGGACCGCUCAAGGGUACGAACCGCAUUGUCGAGGGACAACGUGCUCACUUUGAAGCUCGUCUGGAACCACAGUCGGACCUGACGAUGCGUGUUGAAUGGUACCACAACGGUCGUCCAUUGAUGAGUGCUAACCGCAUCCAGACGUAUCAUGACUUUGGAUACGUAGCGUUGGAUAUCUUGGACGUUCGUGCGGAAGACUCUGGAACUUACACACUGGUCGCUGCGAACAGUUCGGGACAGGCGCAGGUUGAAGCUACCAUGGUGGUUGAAACUCGCGCUGCUAUCGACACAACGAGCAUGCAUCAUGUAGUCGAACGAUCGCAACAGAAGGUAGAUAAGCAGUUCGUUGAACCACAGUACCAAGUUGAGGAGCUGUGCAAGUCGAAACCGAUUUUCACUCAGCCUUUGUCGGAUCCACAACCUGUCGGCGAGGGACGUAACAUUCAUUUGGAGUGCAAGCUGGAACCGCUCGGCGAUCCAACUAUGCGCGUAGAAUGGUACCAUAAUGGACGCCCGAUUACGGUCGGUUCCCGAUUCAAGACUUACUACGACUUUGGUUUCGUUGCCCUGGACAUUCUGCAUUCGACCGCGGUUGACUCUGGCGAGUACACCGUGCGUGCUACCAACCAGCUCGGAUCGGCCCACACGUCUGCUUGUGUACGUGUCAUUACCCGUUCCGAUGUCAUCACUGAGGCGCAGAGUGAGAUGUCCGUCGAGCAGAUGCAGUAUCUAGAGGACGCAUCGCGUAUGCGUCGUGAUGUGCUUGAGGACAUUACGGUGAUGUCGCCGCCACAGUUUGCUCGUUCCCUGCACAACAUUGAAACGUUUGAGGGAACCAACAUUCACCUCGAGUGCCGUCUGCAACCCGUUGGCGAUCCGACUAUGCGUGUCGAAUGGUUCGUAAACGGAAUGCCGGUUAAGAUUGGGCAUCGUUUCCGACCGGCAUACGAGUUCGAUUACGUCGCGCUAGAUCUGCUCGGUGUAUAUGCGGCUGAUUCUGGUGUGUACACUUGCCAAGCGCGAAACUCGCUUGGUGAGGCUGUCACCUCUUGCUCCGUGCGUAUUAUGGCUAAGAAGGAUUUGAUUUUGGAAACGCAAUACCCUGCCGGACUGGAGAAGUUGCAGUACCUGGAGGAUAUUGCUCGUUACCGCAAGACCGAGUACGUCGAUGAGAUUGUAAACGUCAAGCCACGCUUCCUUACCAAACCAAAGAACAUUGACCGAGCGCAGGAAGGUGGACAUGCUCAUUUCGAGUGCAAGCUGGAACCGGUCACGGAUCCAAAUCUGAAGGUGGAAUGGUACAAGAACGGUAUGCCCAUCACGGUGGGUCACCGUUUCCGCCCGAUCCAUGACUUUGGCUACGUUGCUCUGGACAUCAUCGACCUGAUCGCGGAAGAUACCGGUACCUACAUGUGCCGUGCCGUCAACUUGGUCGGUGUUGAUGAAAUCGCCGUGCAGCUGGUGUGCCGUGGAUCGCAGCAGAUUCUUACCAACACCCAGAACGAGAUGGGUCUGGAGCAGAUCCAGUAUCUGGAGGAGAAGGCACGUCAGCAGCGGUCGGAUUAUCUUGACGAGAUGACGACCCAAGCGCCUACGUUCACGACUUCGCUGAAGCACAUCGAAAUCAAGGAAGGACAGCGAGCUCACUUUGAGUGUCGUUUGAUUCCUGUUUCCGAUCCUACACUGCGUGUCGAAUGGUACCAUAAUGAGGCACCGGUCAAGACUGGUUCUCGGUUCACCGAAACGAACAACUUUGGCUUCGUAGCGCUCGACAUCAUGGGCUGUCUGGCUGAUGACUCCGGCACCUAUACUUGCCGUGCGGUGAACGCACUGGGUGAAGCCGUUACUUCGGCUACUUGUGUGGUGCAUACGCGCAAGAGCAUCUACUCGGAAUCGCAACACGAACAUGCUCUGACCAGCUUGCGCUAUCUGGAGGACAACUCACGCUACCAGCGUGAUACUGAGGUCGAUGAGGUUAUCACCCAGGCUCCAGUGUUCACGCUGCCUGUGAAGGAUGUUAAAGCGGCAGAGAACCAGGCUGUUCACUUUGAAGCGCGUCUCGUACCGGUCGGUGAUCCAAAGAUGCGCGUAGAAUGGUUGCGCAAUGGUGUCCCGAUUGAGGCAUCGAACCGCACCACGACCAUGCAUGACUUCGGUUACGUUGCUCUGAACAUGAAGUACGUUAAUCCAGAGGACUCGGGCACUUACACGUGCCGUGCAACCAACGACCUUGGUCAAGCUGUUACGUCUGCGAAGUUGGUCGUCCAAUCGAAGGCAUCGCUGGAUCUGGAAACUCAGAACGAGAGUGCACUGGAGAAGAUCCAUCAGCUCGAGGACGCUAUCCGCUUCCAACGUCGUGAAGAGGAAGAGGUGGCCGUUACUCAGCCACCCAAGUUCACCACCAAGCUUCAUGGCCCGACAAAUCUGGUUGAGGGACAGAGCGCUCACUACGAAUGCCGCAUCGAGCCGUAUCCGGAUUCGAGCCUGAAGGUUGAGUGGUUCCACAAUGGACAACCGCUCACCACCGGUCACAGAUUCCGUACGACUUACGACUUUGGAUUUGCUGCUCUCGAUGUGUUGACGGUGUACGCCGAGGACUCAGGUGAGUACACGUGCCGUGCAACGAACCAUCUCGGAUCGGAAACGUCUUCCAUUGCGCUAAAUGUGACGCCGAAGGCUGGAAUUGUGCGUGACACGCAGCACGAAGGUGCACUGGAAAAGAUCCAGUACUUGGAAUGUGACGCCCGUUACGGUCGCAAGGGAGAAGAUGAGAUGUAUGUGGCCGAGAAGCCCCAAUUUGGCCGACCACUCAAGAAUGCGAGUGUUGGUGAGGGACUGCCGGUACAUUUGGAGGCGACGUUGACACCGGUCAACGAUCCAACGAUGAAGGUGGAAUGGUACUGCAAUGGACGCCCGAUUCAGCAGGGCCACCGGUUCAAAACGACGUACGAUUUCGGUUUCGUAGCUCUCGACAUCCUUUAUGCGCACGCUGAGGACACGGGAACUUACAUGUGUAAGGCUAAGAAUGCAAUUGGAGAGGCUGUUACGACAUGCGCUGUUAAAGUCACAGCAAAUGCCGGAUUAUAUUUGGAGACGCUUGAUGAACAGCGACUGCAAAAGAUUAAGGAAUUGGAGAGCUACCAGAAACCGCACACCCCAGAUGUUGAACCGGCGAAGCAGAAACCUGUCUUCCUCACUCCGCUGACUAGCUUGGAGAAUCUGAAGGAAGGCGAUUACGCCCACCUGGAGUGUCGCGUGGAACCGAUCAACGAUCCGAACCUCAAGAUUGAAUGGUUCAUCAACGGUAAGGCAAUCCGCGCCGGACAUCGCUUCCGUACGACGCACGACUUUGGCUAUGUGGCGCUCGACAUUUUGUACGUAUAUGGCGAGGACAGUGGAACGUACAUGUGCAAAGCCACCAAUCAGGUCGGUGAGGCGGUCAGUACGUGCAACAUUCGCGUCACGAACAAGCGCAACAUCAUUUUCGACUCGCAGCAUCCGGAUGGUUUGGAGAAGAUCCAGAAGCUGGAGGCGCACGUUCGCCCCUCGCGUCUGGAGUUGGACGAACCGGAAGUCACUGCACCACGCUUCGUUACCGAGCUGCGUGGCACAACGGAGAUUCACGAAGGACAGACGGCCCACUUCGAGGCGCAGGUUGAACCGAUCCACGAUCCGAACUUGCGCAUCGAGUUCUACCACAACGGCAAGCCACUACAGUCCGCUUCACGCUUCCACAUUACGUUCGACUUUGGUUACGUCGCACUGGACAUCCAGCAUGUUGUUGCUGAGGAUGCAGGCGAGUACAUGGUUAAGGCCAUCAAUGCCAAGGGCCAGUGUAAGUCGACGAUCAAGAUGCAGGUUACUGCCAAGGGAGCGAUCAUCUCCGAUACGCAGCAUCCGGAAGGUUUGGACAAGAUCAAGCAGCUCGAGGGCGCUAGUCCAUUCCGUCGUCCGGAGGUACAGGAUGCGGUCACCAAGCAACGUCCAGUAUUUACGCAACCACUGCAGAACAUCGAUUUUGUUGCUGAAGGACAAACGGCACACUUUGAGUGCCGCUUGAUCCCGGUGGGUGAUCCGAACUUGCGCGUAGAAUGGUUCCGCAACGAGCAGGCGCUCGAGGACAGCUCGCGCAUCACGAAACAGCACGAUUUCGGCUUUGUCUCGAUGGAUUUGCAACACGUGCGCGAAGAGGAUGAGGGCGUGUACAUGUGCCGCGCCAUCAACCCGUUGGGUGAGGCUGUCACGACCGCUUCCAUGCGUGUCCGCACGAAGGCAAGCAUUCAGAUGGAUUCGCAGCAUCCGGAGGGCAUGAAGAAGAUUAUUGCAUUGGAGCAACCGCACCAGCAGCGUUCCGAGGAUCAGGAGGCAGCAUUUGAAAAGCCGAUAUUCACACAGUUGCUGACCGGCCCGUCAGAUCUUUGGGAGGGUCAGCAUGCACACUUCGAGGCACGCGUUGUGCCGGUGGGUGAUGCUAGCAUGAAGUACGAAUGGUACGUGAACGGUGUUGAGCUGAAGAUGGGAUCGCGCUUCCGGACUACGAACGACUUUGGAUUCGUCACGUUGGACAUCAAUUCGGUCGUGGCGGAAGACUCGGGCGUGUACAUGUGCAAGGCAAUCAAUCGCGCAGGUGAAGCCGUUUCGUCCACAACGAUGAAGAUCAAGUCGAAGGCAUCGAUCGCGGGAGAGCCGCUACUGCCGGAAGCCUGGGAGAAGAUUCAGCUGAAGGAAGCCGCCAUGAACCGUGUACCGGAUAUGUUUGUCGACACGACGCCACAGCAGGCGCCAGUAUUCACCACUCACCUGGAAAGCCACGACAAGCUGCAGGAAGGACAACAUGUCUAUUUGGAAGCUCAGGUGGAACCGCGUGCCGAUCCAAACCUGCGCAUCGAAUGGUUCAAAAAUGGUAUCGCCAUCACUACCGGAGCACGUAUCCGCAGCACGUUCGAUUUCGGACUUGUUACGCUUUCGAUCAACGGACUGCGCGCGGACGACUCGGCCAUCUACACAUGCAAGGCUACGAACAAUCUCGGUGAAGCUGUGUCUACGGCAACGCUCAAGAUCGACGCCAGCCAUUGGCUGCUCGGUGACACCAUGCAUCCGUCGUCCGUGCAGAAGAUCCAGGAUCUGGAGGCACCGCGUAUCAACCUGCGCGAUGUACCAGAGGAUCAGUUCGAAUCGCCAGUCUUUGUUAGUCAUCUGAACAAUGUGGAGAUCAAGGAGGGCGAAAAUGCACACUUCGAGUGCCGUGUGGAACCUUCCAAGGAUCCUACGAUGCAGAUCGAAUGGUUCGUCAAUGGCAAGCCUCUACCAACGGGAGCUCGUUUCAAGACAACAUACGACUUCGGAUUUGUCUCACUGGAUCUGACCGGUGCGUACGCUGAGGAUUCCGGUAUCUACACUUGCAAGGCGACCAAUAGCAAGGGAUCGGCAUCGACUUCGGGUUCGUUGCGUUGUACCAGUACCACUACAAUGUACUUGGACACGCAACACCCUCAGGGCAAGGCAGGACUGGAAGCUGUUCAAGAUACGGAAGCAUCUUUGGCCAACCGUUACCGUCGCCAGGAAUCGAAGCCGGAAUCUGCCUUCCCGAAACCACAGUGGACGGUACAGUUGCAGUCCGAGUUCCGGUUGAACGAGGCAGAAGCACUUCAUCUGGAAGGCCAAGUCGAACCGAAGGACGAUCCUAACCUGAAGAUUGAAUGGUACUUCAACGGCAAGGUGCUGGAGCAUGGAUCACGGUUUAAGAUGACGAGUGACUUUGGUUUCGUCACGCUCGACCUUACGGAGGUGUACGAACGCGAUCAGGGUAUUUACACCUGCAAGGCGUACAACCUGUCCGGAGAGGCAUUCACCUCGUCGACCGUCUACUGCACCACGAAGGAGAGCCUGAUCGAGCGUACUCAGCAUCCGAAGGGCACGGAGGGUCUGGAAAAGAUCCAGGAUCUGGAGGAUUCACUCCGUCGUCCGGAAGGUGGAGAGGCUGAAUCGGACGCUGGACAUGCACCGCGCUUCACCUCGGAAUUCGUGACGCUGAAGAACGUCGGCGAGGGUGAGAUUGCGCACUUCGAUGCUACUCUCAUUCCGACCGGCGAUCAGUCGAUGACCAUUGAGUGGUUGUACAAUGGCAAGCAGCUCGAGGCUAGCCACCGUGUGCGCACGGUGUACGCCUUCGGAAUGGUGGUGCUUGAGAUCCUUGGCACGAAGAUUGAGGACUCGGGUAGCUACACAUGCCGCGCUACGAACCGUUGGGGAACGGCUGAAAUCAGCGUUGAUUUGGAAUGUGUUGACAAAUCGGCUGGACAAAAGCCGCGCUUCACCACUCAGCUCCAAUCGCUGGAGGGCUUGAAGGAUGGACAGUCGGCUCACUUCGAGUGUACGCUUGUGCCGGUGAACGAUCCGGACCUGAAGGUGGAAUGGUUCCAUAACGGUAAGCCGAUGCGCCACUCGAACCGUAUCAAGCCUGUGUCGGACUUUGGCUACGUGCUACUGGACAUUGCGUACGUGCAGAGUCAUGAUUCGGGCGAGUACGUGUGCCGUGCGUCGAACAAAUACGGUGAAGACACCACCCGCGCCACGCUCAAGUGCUUCGGAAAGGGUGGCGUGUAUCUGGAAUCGCUCCAACCGGACUCGCUGGCAAGAAUUCGCGAGCUCGAAAGCCAGUCGGGCGUGAAGCAGACUGCUGCCGGAUCGCCAGUUGGCGAGGCACCACGUUUCACCACCAAGAUCACUGACAUUACGAAGCUGGUCGAGGGACAGAGCGCUCACUUUGAGGCUCGUUUGACGCCGAUCAACGAUCCUGAGCUGGUGGUAGAAUGGUACUGGAAUGGUCAGAAGCUGCCACAUGGUCAUCGCUACCGCACUUUCCACGAUUUCGGAAUCGUCAUACUGGAUAUUCUGUACUGCUACGAAGAAAACUCGGGUGAGUUCGAGUGCCGUGCUACGAACAAGUAUGGUUCGGACAGCACCAAGGCUACGUUGCGCUGUAUCUCGAAGGCUAACCUUAUCCUGGACUCGCAACUGCCGCGUGGAAUGGAGGGUGGACUGGAGAAGAUCCAGACGCUGGAGGACUCGUUAAUCCGUACGCGUGACGAGCGUGAGCGUACUGAGGGCGGUCGUGCUCCAGUCUUCACAACACCACUGUCUAACAUCGAUUCGCUGCGUGAAGGUGAAAGUGCUCACUUCGAGGCGAAGCUGACACCAACCGACGAUCCAAAACUGAAGGUGGAAUGGUUCUGGAACGGCAAGCCAUUGAAGACUGGCUCGCGGUUCCGGACGUUCUGCGACUUUGGAUUUGUUAUUCUGGAAAUCUCUCCAGUGUAUCCCGAGGACUCGGGUGAGUACUCGUGCCGUGCGACGAACGAGUAUGGUGAGGCCGUCACUACUUCGACCAUGCGUGUACAGGGCAAGCGUAGCAUCAUUCUUGAAUCACAGUUGCCCAAGGGCAUGGAGGGAACAAUCGAGCGUAUCGCUGAGCUGGAAGGUCUCGGCAUUCCGCAUGGUGGACUUGGUUCGCCCGACGACGAUACGGGUAAGCCGCCAGAGUUCAUCACCACACCUUCGGACAUGACGCUGACCGAGAAUUCUCUGGCCCACUUCGAGUGUCGCCUGACACCGAUCAACGAUCCGAGCAUGCGUGUCGAGUGGUACCACAACGGAAAGGCCCUGUGGGCUGGAUCGCGCAUCAAAACGAUCAACGACUUUGGUUUUGUUAUCCUGGAGAUUGCUGGAUGCUACCAGCGUGAUUCGGGAUUGUACACGUGCAAGGCUACUAACCGCCACGGAGAGGCUACCGUCUCGUGUAAGUUAACCGUGCGUGGCCGACAGGGUAUCAUUAUGGAGCCGCAGCUCCCUUCGAACUUCCGCACUGGUACGGAAAGCAUCCAGAAGUUGGAAGAGCAGUUGCACAAGCGCGAAGAGCUGCUGGCUGACGAAGAAGAAGGUCGCCCACCGAAGUUCGUCGUCGAAAUCAAGGACAACGUGGACAUACCCGAGGGUGGUCCAGUUCACUUCGACUGUCGCGUUGAACCAGUAGGCGACUCAUCGCUCCGUAUUGAUUGGUAUCAUAAUGGCAAGCCAUUUGCAACCGGUUCUCGUGUGCACAUGCUGAACGAUUUCGGAUUCAUUGCGCUCGAUAUGGACUACGCGUAUGUGCGAGAUUCUGGCGUGUAUGAGUGCCGUGCCACCAACAAGUGGGGAACUGCAUCCACCACCGCUAAGGUGACUGUGGUAGCCCGUGGUGGUAUCGUGCUGGACUCGCAGCUGCCCGAAGGCAUGACCGCUUCCAAGCUGAAGGAGCUAGAACGUGGAAAGGUAACGUUGGCAACGCAAGAAGAGCGUACCUUCGGACCACCGAAGUUUGUGUCACAGAUCCAGUCGGCUACGAUCGAUGAGGGUGAAACUAUUCGCUUCGAGUGCCGCGUUGAGCCUAAGGAAGAUCCAAAACUGCGUGUGGAAUGGUUCCGCAACGGCAAACCACUGCCAAGCGGUCACCGUUACCGUACGAUCUACGAUAUGGGUUUCGUGUCGCUGGACAUUCUAUCGGUGUACACGGAGGAUGCAGGUGAUUACACUUGCCGCGCUUUCAACGAGCAUGGCGAAGAUGUAACGAAGGCCCACAUCAGCUGCAAGAAGCUGCCGUCGAUUGUGCUCCAGAACCAGAUCCCGAAGGGCAUGCAGAAGUCGGAAACGCUCAUGCAGAUGGAAGCAACGAUCAAGAAGUACACCGAGGAAAUCUUCCUCACCGAGGACGAUCUGUUCGAUCCGGACCGCAAGCAGCCGCCUCGUUUUGUUGUGCAGAUCAAGGAUCAGACCAACCUGGUCGAGAUGCAGGCCACCAAGUUCGAGUGCCAGCUGGCACCGGUCGGCGAUCCGGACAUGAAGGUGGAAUGGUUCUACAAUGGCAAACCUUUGCCGUACAAGAACCGUUUCACGCCGAUCUACGACUUUGGAUACGUUGCGAUGAACUUCGGAUGGAUCUACCCGGAGGACAGCGGCGAAUAUCUUUGCCGUGCCACGAACUUGUACGGCAUGGACGAAACGCGUGCAAUCAUUAAGACUACCGGCAAGCCAGGCAUCGUCUACGAUUCUCAGCUGCCAAAGGGCAUGAAGAGUAUCCAGAAGAUUCGCGAAAUGGAAGCCUUGUGGAACUUGAAUAUCCCAGAGGUGAUCGACGAAACUCAAAAACCGAAGAAGGAACCAGCCUUUGUCAGUCGUCCAGAGUCGAUUGAGGUAGAGGAAGGUGAAUGGGCUCGAUUCUGCUGUCGUGUUACAGGACAUCCAAAGCCGCGCGUGAUGUGGCUCAUCAAUGGACACACUGUCGUUAAUGGUCAACGUUACAAGCUCACCUAUGAUGGCAUGUAUCACUUCGAUAUUCCGAAGACGCGUCAGUAUGAUACCGGCAAGAUUGAGGUGAUCGCCCGCAGCUCCGUCGGUGAGGCCGUUGCUAGCUGCGAGCUGAAGAUUACUCCUCGUCGCGAUGACUACCGCGGUGUACUGAAGAAUUCGCCACGACCAUGGUACGACUACGAUCUAGUCGCUUAUCAGAAGGAACGCAAUGAGACGGAUCUGGAAACGACGCUGCAGGAAGAGAAGGCGAAGAAGAAGCGCGUCACCAAGGUAGUGCAGAAGGCGAAGUCCAAGAAGGACGGCGAGACCGAAUGGCAAAAGACGGUCAAGCAGAAGAAGGGCGAGGAGUACUACAGCAAGCUGGCUGAGCUUGAGACUGAGCAGCUUACCAAGGAGCAGAAGAUGCGCGAAGAGAAGCAUCAGUUUGCGAUCCCUGGCGAGAAGGUUGUGAGCCAAUCGCUCGCAAAGGGCAUGGCUAGUGCAUACGAGCAGACGCUGUAAGUAUAUAAGAUAUGGUGGGAAAAUCUUGAAAUGCUCUUCAUACCCUUCAUUUUUUUGUCUGUUGCACCUUUCAGGGAGGAAACAAAGGAAAGUGAAAAUGUGGAACUGAUUGAGGCGCCCAAGAAAAAGCUGAUCCCGGAGCCGACAGAAACGUCCGUCCAGGGCAAGGAAGUGCACAUCUCCCAGCAGAAGCAAAUCCAGAAGGAGGUGCACGAUGAUAAGGAAAUCAUCCGCAAAAUCACCGCCACCGAGACGACCGAAAUGGAGCACAAGGGUACGACGCAGGAACGCGUAGUGGAAGGACCGGUGCAGCCGACCAAGCCACCAGUGUUCACGCGCAAAAUUCAGCCGUGCCGUGCGUUCGAAAAUGAGCAGGCUAGGUUUGAGGUGGAGUUCGACGGUGAACCCAUGCCGACGGUGCGAUGGUUCCGCGAAAACUUCCAGAUUAACAACUCAGCCGACUUCCAGAUCCACACGUUCGGUACGAAGUCGGUGUUGAUCAUUCGACAGGUGUUCCUGGAAGAUUCGGCCGUGUUCGCCGUCAUUGCGGAGAACCGUGGAGGUACAGCGAAGUGUAGCGCCAAUCUGGUGGUUGAACAGCGUCGUCAGCAGGGUCGUGGUGGUGUGAUUCCGCCGAGUUUCGUAAGCACUAUUAGUGACACGACGGUCACGGCUGGACAGUUGGCCCGGUUUGAUGCAAAAGUUACCGGCACAAAGCCACUCGAUGUGUACUGGUUGAAGAAUGGCCAGAAGCUGACGCCGAACAUCAAGUACAAGAUGCUCGAGGAGGACAACAACUACACGCUGCUGAUUAUUGAGGCGUACGCAGAGGACGGGGCGAAGUACGAGUGUGUGGCCAUCAAUGGUGCCGGUGAAGCACGAUGUGAUGCGGUCUGUACCGUGGACACCCCGGUUACGCCCAUCAUUGAGAAACCGGCCACGCCUGGUACAGAGCGUCCUCCAACGUUGGUGGAACCACUCAAGGAUAAAACCGUGCCCGAGGGACAAUCGGUCGAGUUCCGUACGAGAGUUACCGGCAAACCGACACCUACCGCACAGUGGUUCAAGGGCGACAAGCAGAUUAAGCCUUCGAAGUACUUCCAGAUGGGCAAGGAUCGGGAUGCGUUCACGCUGAUCGUUACUGAGGCGUUCCCCGAGGAUGAGGGUCAGUACCUGUGCAUUGCAUCGAAUCCGGGUGGUGAGGUUCACACGACCGCCACGCUGAAGGUGGUCGCACCGGAGAUGCCCGACGCCGGGCCGAAGCUGAGCGAGAUGAAGGAUUGCAUCGUUGACGAGGGUUCGCCGGCCCAGUUCAAGACAACGAUCGUCGGCAAACCUACCAAAAUGACCGUCCAGUGGUUGCGCGAGGGUCUACUGAUUCCGGAGUCUCCCGAUUUUCAGAUGAUCAACGAGGGCAACAAUGCCGUGCUGCUGAUCGGGACGACCUACGAGGAAGACUCCGGUACCUUCACCUGCCGUGUGACCACAUCCGCCGGGCAGGUCGAAACGUCCGCCAAACUAAUAGUCAAAAAGCGCCGCAAGCAGCUGCGACAGGUGCACGGUGCCGAUGGCGUACUGCUUCAACAGCAACAGGAUGUGCAACAGGCGCAACAGUUUUCGUCAUACACCGCUACUACCGCAGCGGCCCAAGAAUUAAGUGAUGGAUCGUACGAUAGUAGUACCGGGGUGAGCGAGGUGGUGGACACCGAGUUCGUCCCGCAAGGUGAUGAGAGUCUGCCCUGGAGACGGUCUCGAAGCUUAUCCCGAGGUCCGACCUCCACUGUUGCUCCCUGGCGACGUGCAUCGCAGGAUAGACGUACAUCGCGUGACCGAUCGCUUUCGAUCGACAAGCGUGAAGAUAUUAAACCAUGGACGGCCGAGGUGGUGAAGCUGAAGAAAACCACCAAGGAGCGUAAGAAAAUCGAAAAAGAAAAGCUAGAAACGGUGCAGCUUAAGCCGACCCAAAUUCAGAAGCCACAGGUGAAGCGGGAACAGCUGGAAAAGAUCGAACUGAAAACGGUGAAACGCGAACAGCAAGAAAUCACCGAGCAUCACAUGGAAGAGAUGGUUCAAGCGAUUAUCGGAGAGCAGGAAGACAUUGAUCAUGUGGACUACCAUACUCAAAAAUUUCAACACGACGAGGACAUUUCCAUCCUCGAAAUUCAACAGCAAGUAGAUGAAAAAAUUCGGCAAAAAGAAGGACCCCGGAAGGAACAUUACGUAGAGAGCACCGAAAGCGCUAUGCUUAAGGUAGAAAGAGACGAAACAACGAUAGAGCAAGAGCAACAAAAACUUACCCUUGACCAGGGAGCCGGUGUAGCUUGGAGACGAGGAAAACGCCCCGAGCCAGAACGUGUACCUUAUGCACAGGUUGAAGGUUCUGCCAUGCUAAGUGUGGAUCGUUCAGAAGAGCAAGAAGCUAAGACACCACAGCAACAAGCCGAGCUACAGCCAGUUCCCUGGCGAAGAGGACCAAAAGAAGUUCCUUCUCAACCUGUACAGAUAGUAGAACAGGAAGAUAGUGCCCUGCUCAAAGUAGUGCAAACAGAACAAGAGCUUCAACAAGAUACGAAACCCAACGAACAGCCCGUAGCAUGGCGAAGAGGACCCAAAGAGAGGAAACCUGUAUCGGAACCAGCACUGGAAGAGCCUCAAACAGUCGUGGAAGAACAGCCCGAGACGCAACUUCCACCAUGGAUGAGAGGACGCAAACCGGGACCGAAACGGGAGUUGCCAAAACCACCAGAACCUGAGAAGGUUGAACAGGUUAUGCUAAAGUCUACACCGCGCCAAAAGAAGGAGCUCCCGAAGGAAACUGUCGAGGAAGUUUCUCUGAAACCUAUUCCCAAGAAACCUGUUAUAGAAGAAGUUCCAGUAACAGAACCUGAGGAAGUCGAAGAAAACACGGUCAAGAUUGUCAAGAAACAAAAACCGAAGUCUGUGCCUCAAGAACAAGAGUCAUUUGAGAAACUGGAAUUCACUCCAACAGAAGUUCCCGAAGCUGAAAAGAUGGCGCUUCCUGAAAAAAUGGAUGAUGUUAAGCCCAAACAACCUGAACAAGAGCCGGAAAAGCCAAGCUGGCGUAGACAACAAAAGCCAAAGCCACAGGAAGGAGUUCCUGAGGAAAAACAAUGGCCCACUGGUAAGAGGCGUCCACUUCCAGUGGAGCCAAAGGAAGAAGUGGUUCUCAAGCCUAUUCCUCGACCAACGAAAGAGGAAGAGCCUAAGCUAACAGAGGAGCCUACCAUUAAACCGAAACCAAUCCCAGAGAUUGACGAUAAACCUGAACCCGCACUAGAACUAGAAAAGCCUAUUUUGCCAGAAGAAGACUCCAACCUUCCACCAUGGCGCCGUGGUAAGAAGCCACUAGAGAAGAAGUCUAUUCCUUCUCCAGCAGAACCGGAAAAGGUUGAACAGAUUAUGCUGAAGCCUACACCGCGUCAGAAGAAGGAGCUUCCCAAAGAAGCUGUCGAGGAAGUUUCUCUGAAGCCAGUUCCAAAGAAACCGGUAGUUGAGGAAAUAACUCCGAUUGAACCCGAGGAAAUAGAAGAAAAAACGAUUAAGAUCGUUAAGAAGAAAAAACCGAAGUCUGUGCCUCAAGAACAAGAGUCGUUCGAGAAGCUGGAAUUCACUCCAACAGAAGUUCCCGAAGCUGAAAAGAUGACGCUUCCUGAAAAAAUGGAUGAUGUUAAGCCCAAACAACCUGAACAAGAGCCGGAAAAGCCAAGCUGGCGUAGACAACAAAAGCCAAAGCCACAGGAAGAAGUUCCUGAGGAAAAACAAUGGCCCACCGGUAAGAGGCGUCCACUUCCAGAGGAGCCGAAGGAAGAAGUGGUUCUCAAGCCUAUUCCUCGACCAACGAAAGAGGAAGAGCCUAAGCUAACAGAGGAGCCUACCAUUAAACCGAAACCAAUCCCAGAGAUUGACGACAAACCUGAACCUGCACUAGAACUGGAAAAGCCUAUUUUGCCAGAAGAAGACUCCAACCUUCCACCAUGGCGUCGUGGUAAGAAGCCAACACCCAAACGAGAAAUUCCUGCUCCUGAACCAACGGCUUUGGAAACGGUUACACUUAAGCCAACUCCAAAGAGGGCUAAAGAACUGCCACAAGAAUCAUUGGAAGAGAUAUCAUUGAAACCUGUGCCACAAAAGUCGGAAAUCGAAAAUAUUCCGUCCGACACGUUGUCCGUUGCUGCAGUGAAGGAAAUUGUUCCAAAGAAGGUUAAAAAACCCAAACGAGUUGAUGAAGCAGAAUCUUUAGAAAAGUCAGUUUAUCCUGAAAUUCCGGAGCAAGAGGUUGUUCAACUAGAAACAACGGAGCACAUCCCUGAACAGUUGACCAAAGGACCGGAAACUGCUCCUGAGCAACCACCUUGGAGAAGAACUCCUAAACCGAAGCCAGCUGAAACGGAAGAGCUAGAAAAGAAAUGGCCCACGGGUAAACGACGUCCUCCAGCAGAAGAACCUAAGGAAGAGGUACUGUUGAAACCUAUUCCAAAACCCACUAAAGAGGUUGAACCAGAACCAGAACAACAAGUUACAUUCAAACCGAAGAAACCGGAAUCUGCACCAAAGGAGGAGGUGGCUGAAGCAACUCCAUGGCGUCGCGGAAAGAAAGAUAAACCACCAACCGAAGAAGAGGAGCCUAAGGAAUGGCCUAAAGGCAAGCGAAAGCCUCUGCUGGAAACUCCACAGGAGGAGGUAGUACUCAAACCAAUUCCUAAACCAUCGAAAGAAGAAACUCCAAAACCUAGCGAAGAACCAACAAUUAUUCAACGAGAACCUCAGCUUCCGGAGCCUGAACAACCGAAACCAGCACCUUGGCGUCGUGGACAGAAACCACUUCCCAAGGAGGAAGUUCCCAAGGAAGAAGUUACACUGAAACCAAUUCCGAAACGUGCUGAACCAGAGCAAACGGUGCAGGAGGAAGUCGUGUUGAAGCCUGUCUCCGCACAACAAGCACUGGUAGAAGAGGUGCCAGCUCCUCACGAACUACAACCCAUUCGUGAUGUGAAGAUCGAGGAAACCGUCAUGAAGAAGACGAAACGCAUAAAGAAACAAAUUAUUAAACCCAAGUUCCCCGCAGAGUCGGGUAUUGCCGAGGUAGAAGAAUCGAUAACAUUCGAGGAGCCCGAAGAACCGGCACAGGUGGCCGAGACAAUCGUCGACAUUGUGCCAGAGGAAGUGCUGGACCUUAUCCCUGAGUUAGCUCCGCGUGAAACGGCUAAGAAGCGAAAGUCACGCAACAAGAAGCACGUUGUGUUCAAGGAAGAACUCAGCACUUUUGCGAUGGAGCCCGAGGAUGAAGAGGAAGAGGACGAGGAAGAGGAAGAGCAAGUGCAGGAGAUUUCUAGAUCAAGCAUUACGCUUGUGCGUCCUGUUCCAGAGAGCAAACCAGUACCGACGCCCAUCGAAGAAGUUAAGAUGGAGGAACAAACUGAGUUCCGCAAAGAGCUGGAAGUUCGCGUACAAUCUAAUAUCGUCAAAAAGGAACGCCAGCGUCGAGUUUUCAUCGAUGAUAGUCAGCCAUUACCGGAGCUAGAAAUAAUUUCCCAAAAGCGUAUCCAAGAAGUAACGGAUAAGAUUGCCGAGGAAGAAAUCCGUGAGGAACGUCAGCUUAUCGAAACAACCCAACAGCAAGUCGCAGAGACAAAGAUUCAGGAGCGAACGGUGAAGAUUACUAAACCGAAAGUGCAGCCUCCUAAUAUUGUGGAGAAAUUGCAACCACAGAUCUGCGAGCCGGAUAAACCAGUUCAGCUGCGUUGCCGUAUCGAGGGUAUUCCAUUCCCAACGGUGAAGUGGUACUUCAACGAUACGGUUCUGUUUGCCAACUCUGAGUACUGCAUGAACGUGGUGGAGGAUGUGGCCACCUUGGAGAUCGCCACCGUGCAAACAUAUCACGUAGGGAUCUACACCUGCGAGGCCAAGAAUGUGGCUGGUGUGGCAAUCAGCAAGGCCAACAUCGUCGUACAGGAGAAACCAGAGCAUGGUGAGGCACCACGCUUUGUAGCUCCGCUGAAGAUCGAGCUGAAUGAACAGAAAACAGUCGCGACAGUGACGUGCCAAGUAGCGGGUAUUCCCACGCCGAAAGUACGCUGGCUACGUGAUGACGUCGAGAUCAUCGAGGAGGAAGAAGUAGAGAUCGAAACAUAUUACGAAGAACGCACUGGGCACGUCCGGCUAACGGUGAACCGACCCAAGCAGAACGUACCGGUCGUAUUUACCGUGGUGGCGGAGAACAAAUUCGGUAAAGCCGUGGGUAAGGCUAAUGUCUACAUUCAGUCGGUAGUGUUGGAGCGGGUAAAACCAUCCGCAGUUGCACCACAGAUCGUGCAACCAUUGGAGGCACAGGUUGUACGGACGGGCAGCACGCUUGUGUUCGAAUGUCGAUACACCGGGCUUCCAAAGCCCACAGUUAAGUGGUUCCGUAAUAGCAAAGAAAUCGUUGAAGAAGAGGAGGAAGUCAUCAUCGUCACCGAGGAGUACUACAGCCGACUGGAAAUUCGUCGUGUGACACGACAAAGAGGUGGCAAGUACGAGAUCACCGUCACAAACGAGGCCGGACAGGCGAAGUCAUCUGCGUCCGUUGCCAUCUCUGAUGCCACCGAUACUGAAGAAGCCAAGGCGCCGCGGUUCAUCGAACCGUUAGUGCCGAAGCUGAUUGCCGAAGCGGAGGUUUGCAUAUUGGAAGCUUCGGUCGAAAGCUAUCCUACCUCAACGUUCCAGUGGUUCAAAGAGGGUACCGCGAUCCAAUCAACCAAUGAACAACGCAUCGUCACGAAGGAGAAUCGCUCGAUUCUGAUUAUUGAGUCGUUCACCCGCAGAGACACGGCCGCGUACACGUGCCGGGCGGAGAAUGUGGCCGGUUCGGUAACCUCCACUGCAACCGUCCAAACGCUGGACACCAUCGAAACUGAGGAGAUUACCGAAUACAUAUCACCGCGGUUUUUGGAGACAAUCAAACCGACGCGUGUUAUGGAUGGAGAACGAUUAACGCUCGAGUGCCAGGUGGUGGCGAUGCCGCUGCCCAAGGUUCACUGGUACCACAACGCGCAGCUGAUCCGAGAAACGAAGGACAAACAGGUACAGCAAGACUCCACUGGACGCUGUGUGCUGACAAUUAGUGAAGUAUUCCCGGAGGAUAAGGGUGAGUAUACGUGCGUGGCCAGCAAUAAGAUCGGCGAGGCCAUAUGUCGUGCUACAGUCAACGUGGAGCCGUUCGAGUAUGUGCCCGACUCGGAGCAGUUCCGCAGCUCAGAAGAAGAUUUGUUGACAGAUAAGUCUAUUUCAACACUCGAAGAGUACGCGGAACCGAUCGAGUAUGCGCCGCAGAUUGUCAAGAAACUGCCCACGAUCAUACAGACCCAGGAACGCGAGUUGACCAAGCUCGAGGUGAAGGUACUCGCCCAUCCGAAGCCACAGAUUCGCUGGCUAAAGGCAGGCGAGGAGAUUAUCCCAUCGGAGGAGUUCCAAAUUGAGAACUUUGACGAUGGCACCUCCAUACUCAUCAUCAAUGACAUCUAUCCAGAUGACUCGGGAGAAAUUACGUUCGAAGCACACAACGCGCUAGGAGUGGCGAUGACAACUGCCGAAUUGGUAGUCGAAGAAAUUGUCGGAACCAAAGCGUAUCGUAAACCGGAAUGGGUGCAACAUAUGGAGGAACUGAAGGAAGCAUUGCAAGAAACACCUGAUCUCAGAGAAGACGUUCGUAGCACCAGCAGCAACACUGCGAUUACAACCAUCACCACGAACAACACCACUGUCACGAAGAAAAAACACAAGAAACUUCGCUCCGACAGGAGGCAACAGCACAAACACGAAGAAGAGACAGAGAUUGUCGACAGCGAAGAGUCUAUCGAGGAACGCAGGCGCCUGUCGCAACAACGUCGCAAACAACCCCUGCACCCACUGCGGCCUCUGUUGCCCGGCGAGGAGCAAGUCGUGGAAGAGUUUGCUCCCGAUUUUCUUAGCUCCCCCUUACGAGAAGCGCACAGCCUCCCGCUCGAGGUAGCUUCCGUAACGAGCGAGUCGACCGUGUUGAGUCAGGUGUCGAAUCUGAUCGAGCCUGAGACUGCCGCCGGCACUAGUGCUACGGUAAAGGUCGUGCCGGAAACGGCCUUGGUUACUGAGGAGAUCUUUUUGUCCGAGCGUGAGUCUGACACGAUGCUGUUGGACAGUACACGCCUGGCGACUAGUCCGCACUACAAGCUGUUCGGUUUGAAUGAGCCGGUUCAGGUUUCCGAGGUGAGUCUGCAGGAAAGUUCGCUAGACCAGAGCUCGGCUGCAAUGCCACAGGAGGCUUUAGCUACAGCUGAUUUCGUGCCCGUGCAACCGCUCGUUGUAAGCGAGUCUACACCGCAAGAUUCUACAGCAGUGUUGGAGAAAAUAGUCGAGAAUGUUAGCAGUGCUACGUUGCGGCUUUUGACACACGAUGCUACGAUUGUGCAAGAAACCGUAUCGGCUCAGUCGGAGCGGAUAUUACCGGUUCUGCAACGUCCAACGCCUAGCCACGCCUCCUCGAACAUACUGUCGAAGGAAUCCCUUCAAGUAACGGAAGUAAGCCGUAUUGAUAAGGAAGAAACAUUCGACGGGCAUAUAAAACUUCCCUCCGUACAACCACACUACCAGAUACUUCCUUCGGAAUCCAUACAGACCGAAGAGACCAUAACGCAGGAUGCACCAAGCCGUUACUAUCCGGAGCUAGUCGUACCGACCGAAAGUGCCCGUCCUGCGAUCGUCGAGCAAAAGUCCUACACAACCGAGGUCAUGAACGCACCGGAAAAAGAGGACACAUAUCAACCGGGACGUUUACCGCCCCAGCAAUGGGCCGAUGUACAGCUCCUUACUAAAGAGCCGCUGUCUGUAACAGCACAACAAAUUGAAGAGUCCGAGGUUGAGUUUUCAGCUGCACCGAAGAUAAAUUCCUACCAAGCAACCGAUUCCGUUGCAAUGUUCGAGAACCAACUCACAACGCAACUGGUUAACGACAAUCUCACUGCCCUAGAUUUCGAGGCUCAACCGUUUGAGUCCAAGCGGGCAAAUGUGGAGUUCCUCGAGCGUACGAGUGUGUCUGUGUCGAAGGUACUGAGCAAUGAAGCAGAAGCAUCUCUAGCUCCGUUCGAAUUGACAGAUUCUGCAAUGGCAUAUACUACCCUAACCGCCCUCAAACCUGUAAGCGAAUCAACUCUACAGUUUAUUCACGAGAAGGAAACUCUACACCAGGGAGCUCCUCGGCCAAACGAAGCUAUUGCUGCCACGCUUCUCGAGCCUAUCGAGAACCUUGCAGUAACUGAAAUAGAGACAGCCGAUACUCACGGUCGGUUUUCGCCGGAAGCUGUGGAUCGUUCAGAGCAAGCGUCCGCCAGCUUUGUACCCGUGCAGUCGCACACUGUCGCGACGGUAGAUACGAAUGAAAAGGAAGCUGAGCUACCGACCAAAAUGCAAAUACCUUCGGCCGUUGCUGAGACACAGCUUAAUCUACAACACCAGCUCGAGGUUGUGCAACACGAAACAGAAGAGCGAGAGUUCGCUUUCCAGCCACAGCCAAUGCCAGGUGAUCAGGUGUUAAAACCAACUGCUCCUGAUAGUUUGAAGUCAGUGCUAGUGCAGGAAACAAUUGCCAACGUGUCUACAACUGAGCUACAGCAUGUCACUCCAUCGUCCCAGCUGGCACGUGUAAUACGUUCCGGUGAGCACGAGGAGAAAAUAGUGUCCGAAACUACCAUCUAUGAAACACUCCGAUCACAGGAGGAAAUGGUAAAGCCGGAGGCGAAGACAGCAGAACUGCAACUGCCCAGUUUGGCAAGUGAACUUAUUGUGACUGAGGUUAUCAGUGGCCAAAUGGCGAGUGAUGAAAUCAAAUUGCAGGAGUUGGCAAAGAAUCAAACGCUUAAACCAAUUCCAACCCACUCGCUUAAGACGGUUCUUGUUGAGGAAACGGUAACCAGUGAAGGAGUGGACCGUUUAGAUGUACAGCAACCACAAGGCACCAGCCAGGCUAGCUUGAAGGGUGACGAACUCGAGGAAACCAUUGUAUCAGAAACGAUUAUACUUGAAGGUACACUUCAAUAUACGGCACCUGAAAUACCCGCACAGAAGACCGCCAUUACAAACGUUGAGCGUCCCGUCGAAGGGCUAACUGUGACGGAAGUCAUUUCGGAGCAGCGUGAGCAGGAAGAUACCAUAAAACCUGCUAAAGAUCGCUCGGCGAAGGCUGUUCCAGCUGAAUCGCUCAAAUCCGUGCUCAUCGAAGAGGUGCAGAUAUCGAGCCGUGCUGAAACACUGGAAACCUCCAAAAUGCAAAUUUCCGAAGCAAUUGUCAAGAUUGGAGAUUCGCUGGAGCAGACUUUGGUACAGGAGCAACUAGUCCUGGAAGACGUUAGCAGGCUUAAAAAAGAUAUGAAACCCGAACAAAAGCAAGCCGAAACACUUUUGCAGCCUUGCACGGAGCUCACCAUCACGGAGGUGAUCGCUGAAGAUCGCGAACGGGAAGGUUUCGAUGUGGCUGAAAUAGCAAAAGAUCACACUGCACGUUCCGUACCAACACAUACACUUAAAUCCAUACAGGUGCAGACGACUGAAACGGUCGAUUCUGUGGACAGCAUUGUUGCACCUGUAAUCACAGAGUCGCUUGCUGUAUUGCAACGUGAUCAACUAGAGGAAAAGAUUGUUAGUGAGCAGCUCGUUCUAGAAGCAGUGAACCAGUACGAACAUGAAACUGUCUCCAUGCGUCAAGCUGUUCCAGCACUUGAACCUAACACACCAAUAACCGUUACUGAAGUGAUGAUCGAACAGAAGGAACAAGACAAGGUUGAACAAAUGGUCGCCAUAGAUGCACACGCUCAGUCCAUACCAACACAUACGCUAAAAUCGGUUACAGUGGUACAGGUUGAAACGGUCGAAAGUCUGGACAAGAUGGACCAGCCCGUGUCAGUUGAAAGCAUGGCAAACGUGCGCAGCGAUCAGCUCGAGCAAACGAUGGUUUCGGAAACUAUCGCGUACGAAGCGACAGCUGGCAUGGCGGAAGUGGUUAAACCGACGGAGAAGCUGGCAGAUUUAACAGUGAUUCCAAUAAAUGAAUUACUCAUUAGUGAAACUGUGCCUGAACAGAAGGAAAAAGAAGGGUUCAGUGUGGCAGAAAUUGCUCAAGAUUACGUUGCCAAACAGGUACCGUCACAUUCACUCAAGUCGGUGCUCGUUGAGGAAACUAUUGCUAAUGAAGAUGCAUCACAACUUAGCCAACUGACUGCCAAUGUGACCAGGGCAAUAGCACAAAGCGACGAGCAGGAACAAACUACCGUGUCUGAAACGAUUGCGUUUGAAGAAACGCCAGUGUUGGAAGUGACUCCUAAGCCAACGCCCAAAUCGGCUGAGUCUCUAUACGAACCACAGAUCGGAGUGAUCGUGACAGAAAUCAACACGGGACAAAAAGAGCGCGAAGGUUACAAUGUGGCCGAGCUUGCCCAAGAUCACACGGCAACGCCAGUUGCUGGACAUGCGCUCAAGACGGUAACGAUCGAAGAAGUAUCCGUUUCCGACACAAUCGAUCAGUUCAAGUCUGCUCAGCAAAUGCUCAGUUCAGCUUCCGUGCGUAGCGAACAGUACGAACAGACAACGGUGCAGGAAACGACUGUCUACGAAGGAUCGGAGCACUUGCCGGUGGAUGAGAUACCAACAGCGAAGUCUGCCGAUCGUUCCUUCGUACCUAAUGCCGAACUGAUCGUAACAGAAAUUGUAAGCGAACAAAAAGAGCGUGAAGGCUACAACGUGGCUGAACUGGCAAGAGAUCAUAUGGCAACAAAGACCGUAACGUCACACUCACUCAAAUCCGUAACGGUUCAGGAAACGCUGAUAGAAGAACAUGUUGACAAGCUACAAGACGAUCAAACGGUUGAAGUUACAUCCGCUAAUUACACGGACGACAAGCUGGAGGAGACAGUAGUGCGCGAGCCACUUGUGCUGGAAUCUAUCGACAACUACACGAUGGACUUCACGCCGUCCGAAAAGCAAGCACUUCCGAAUGUUACACCAAUGAGUGAGCUGCUUGUGACGGAGGUAGUGGUGGAACAGAAGGAAAAGGAAGGCUACUCGGUGCAGGAUAUAGCACAAGAGCACGUUGUUAAAAUGCUUCCAUCACACACUCUCAAAUCGGUCAUCGUGGAAGAGGUGCAGACAUCGGACGUUGUUGGAGAUGUUGAGGAGCUACGAUCGAUACAUCUCACAGCGAACGUACGCAAGGAACAGCUAGAAUCGCAAACUACCACGGAACAGCUCGUACUCGAGGGUAUCGAGAAGCUUGAUGAACAACAGAAACCUACUCACAAGUCCGCCACUUCCAAUAUUGAAGCCAUCAGUGAGCUCCUCGUCACGGAAGUCGUUACCGAACAGAAAGAACAAGAAGGUUACGAUGUACAGCAGAUCGCGAGCAAUUACAACGCAAAGGAAGUUCCAUCGCACACGCUACGAUCGGCACUCAUCGAAGAAACUCUGCCGAUAGACGAUGUCAAGCAGUUCCUUGAAACUCCCUUCACGUCCCACGCAAAACCGCUGACGGACGAGAGAGAGGAACGUGUCAUAGCGGAAACAGUCGUGCUGGAGAAUGUGGACACUCUUGAACAAAUGAUACAGCCGGCGAUGAAGCAUGCUGAAGCUGUUGUGCCGUACCAGACCGAGUUGCUGGUGACGGAAGUGAUUUCGGAACAGAAGGAAAAAGAAGGAUAUAGCGUGGCAGACCUACUGGAACAACAGUCGGCAAAAACGGUGUCCACCGAGCCGUUUAAAUCAAUCACGGUAGAAGAAGUGUUUCUUUCUAGUGGUACCGGCAAUAUUGAGGCCAAAGAAAUAAUAUCCACCACGCUUGCAACCGUGCGCAGUGAUGAACGUCAAGAAACCACCAUUUCCGAACAGGUCGUGUUAGAAGCAACUGCUCGUUUCGAGCAGCAAACGCGACCAGAAGAAAAAACUGCACUCUCCUCGAUGCAGCCUCGCGAAGAGUUGAUUGUUACGGAGGUGGUAUGUGAGCAGAAAGAGUCGGAAGGCUUCGAUGUGCAUGAAAUUGCUAGCGGUUACUCGGCGCACCUUGUUCCAUCGCAGAUCCUCAAGUCGCUUGCGGUGGAGCAGGUUCAACUAGUUGAGAUGCCUGGUGAGAUAAAGGACGUAUCAACUGCUGAGAGUCGUGCUUUGGUAAAUAAAUUGGAGCAUGAGCAAAAAACCGUGCAAGAGACCAUGGUUUACGAGAUGGCAUCGGAGAAACCAACUGAUCAGGCGCCAGAACGAAAGCUUGCUAACGUUGAUGUGCAACCGGUGCAGGAACUAGUGGUCACCGAGGUAGUUGCCGAACACAAGGAAAGAGAAGGUUUCGAUAUGCAAGAAAUUGCGAAGGACUACACGGCACUUCUUACUACAGCCGGUUUAUUGAAAUCCGUUGCAAUCGAAGAGGUGCAUUCAUCGGAUGCCCUCGAUGAACUGCGUACAGCUAUGCCCACAGCUACGGCUACUCCACAAACGGACAGCUUGCAAGAAACGAUCAAGUCGGAAACUACAAUACUCGAAGGCAUCGCCAAUUGGAUGCCAGACGAUCGCCCGACUGGAAAAACGGCAACAACAGCCGUUUUGCCGAAUGCAGAAUUGCAGAUAACUGAGGUUGUUGUUGAACAGCGAGAAAAGGAAGGGUACGACUUGAAAGCCAUCACGAAAGAUUUCCAUGCUCAAGCCCUUUCGGGCGCUGAACCGAUGAGGUCCAUUAUAGUAGAAGAAGUGCAUGUGAGCCAUGACACGCCACACAUGACUACGAAAUCUGGCCAAAAGCAAGAGGCUACUACGAUCAAAGAUCAGUACGAACAAACUAUCGUAAGUGAAACGUUGGUUUACGAAGAUUUAGCACAGCAGCAGGAACUACUAGCUCCGGAAGAACACCGCGCGGCUACGAGCUUGGACGCAGUAACUGGAGUAACUAUAACCGAAGUUAUCACAGAACAGAAAGCGAAGGAAGGCGUUGAUGUCACUGCAAUUGAGAGUCACACAGCGAAACUUGUGCCGAGUGACGCUUUGAAGUCUCUCACAGUGGAACAAGUGGAGACGCUGCAAAGUGCAACUGAUGUACAACGAGAUCAAACACGAAAAUCAAAGGCACUUAUCAAGAGCGACACCAUCGAUGAAACGACUAUCAUUGAGACAUUAGUUUUGGAGAACAUAACCGAGUACAAACAGAAUCUUGAACUCAAUGAGCAAACGGCAAAGACGCUGUCAGACGAAACAAUUAAGAGAUCUCUUCUUGUGGAGCAGGUAUUAACAUUACAAGAACCGAAUUCGCUUUUGUCUGAUUAUGCUAAACCUACGGAAGCCCACUUCUCAUCAGAACAAAAUCUCCAAACUACCGUGGAACAAAUAACCGUAUUCGAGGGAGCAGAGCAGCUGACAGCAACACUGCCUAUGGAUAAAAAGUAUCCCAGACUCGACAUGCAAGCACUUGAGCUACCCGUUCAAAGUACAGUCGAUGUAUCGGUUGCUUUGAGUAACUUAGCGCUAAAUCAAGAGAACGUGGCUAAUGUAAAGCCGAGCCUCACAGAACAGCUUCCUGCGGCAUUCACUACGGAAACCGUGAGCCAAGACUCGUGCAGUAAACUAUUCACACCGAAGGAAACCACCGCUCAACAGGCAACACGUACCGUAUCUAAUUUGUUUGUAUCGACUACAACCGAAACAGUGCUAGGCGAGGGUCUAGAUAGGUCCGAUUUCAGUCUACAGUCAGAGACCCAAACUGCGUCUAUGAAAUUUACCGAUAUGACAGUUGUACCCCUGCAAUCUGAACCACUCACAUCCGAUACGGCACAGCUACUCGAAGAAACCGUGCAGCCACGUAAGUUUGCCUUCGAGACGAUGGAGGAAGGUUUGAGGGCACCUGAAUGUUUAGAAGUAGCUAGUAAUGAACAGAACGACGUUGCCGUGGACUUUGAAGCGUCUGGCAGACGGGCGUCUGUUACCUUUAUCACUAACCAAACGGUCAAUGUUUCCGAAACGACUCUCGGCGAGUGCACAGAUCGGAUCGAGCUUGCCCAAGAGCCAGAACAACGGUUCGCAAGAUUGACGGAAUCUGCUCUGCUCACGUACGAGGAGUGUCGUCCUGUGAUAACAGAGGAUCACACUGGCCACAAAACACGCACCAUUACAUCACAGAGCAGACAGAUCACAAGUCAAGCAACCACAGAACAAGAAGAACAAAUUUCACUCACUGAAACAACACAAAACACACAUAUUACACAGCAAAAGCAAACACUACAAACAACACCAGUCGAAGUGAAAAUAACUCAGGAAGUUAUUGAUGACGGACACAUAAAAAAAACAGAAAUGAAAAGGCGUGUUAUCGAAAAAACUGUCGAUGACAAAGAGCAAAUAACCGAAUCUAUUCAAGAAAACGGAAAGGCACCAAUGACAACGGUGACCAUAUCCAAAAACGACCAUCAAACUGUAAAUGUUGAUCAAGAGGGAUUGAAGCCUCUCGAAGCCGUUGUGGAUGAGUAUCCGGAACCGUUGGAGGCUACUCUCAGAACGAAGACUACCAAGGUUAUCAAGAAAAAGGUCAAGAAGCUCAAGCAGGGUGAGUCCACUAGCGAAGAUGUGCCUCAGGAAGAGGUGACCGAAUUGACUCUUGAACAGGCUCCAUUGGAACAGCCAGUUAUUGAAGAGCUUCCAGAACAUGUCGAGGUUGUUGAAACCGUCACCAAAGAAGGAAAGCCCAAGAAACAAGUCACCAAAACUAAGGUCAUCAAGAAGAAGACGGCUGGCAAGGUCGAGGAGGUAAAAAUUGUCACCGUACAAGAGGAUGACCAGGUACCAGAGACCACGGUUACGAUGACAGAAGAGGAAACUGUUCCUGAAACAACAAUAACCACAUCCGAUGAGACUCCUACUGUCGAACUGGUCAAACCUAAGAAAAAGAAGGUUAAGACCAUCAAAAAGAAGGGUGAAGAUACUGACCAUAUUGUCCAGAAGCUCCUGAACCUGGAAAUCAAGAGCACUGAGCCAGAACAAUAUCCACAGCUCGAUGAGGAAGCCUCCAUUCUACCCAUUGUGCCUUCAUCUAUCGGGGAAGCUCUGGAAAUUGAAGAGCUUCCUGAAGAGGUGAAAGUGACUGAAGUCAUCACUAGAACUGGUCAAGCCAAGAAGCAGAUCACAAAAAAGAAAACCAUCAAGAAACGCGUUGGCCAGAAGGAGGAACUCAUCGAAGUUGUCACUGUUCAGCAAGACGACAUGGCUCCAGAAACUACCCUCACUGUCACCGAGGAGGAUGUUCCCGAUUCAAAGCCUACAGAAGCGACACUCAAGCCCAAAAAGAAGAAAAUCAAGACUAUCAAGACCACCGACGACUCUGACGAUAUCAUUGAGCGACUCCUUGAUCUGGAGGUUCAUAAAACCGAGCUCGAACAGUACGAGAAGGUCGACGUUGACUUGCUCAAGCGAAUGCGUCCUGUAGAGGAAACAACUAUCGAGGAGCAUCCUGACGUCGUCGAAGAAGUUCGAUCUGAUACAGGCGUAGUCAAGAAGAAAAUCGUCAAAAAGAAGGUUAUCAAAAAACGUGUCGGACCCAAGGAAGAGGUAACCGAGGAAGUUACUAUUCAGGAAGAUGGCAAGCAGCCAGAAACAACCGUCACCGUCAGCGAACAUGAAGUACCUUACGAAGUUACUGAGCCUUUCGAAGAGGAGUUGAAGCCUCUCGAAGCCGUUGUGGAUGAGUAUCCGGAACCGUUGGAGGCUACUUUCAGAACGAAGACUACCAAGGUUAUCAAGAAAAAGGUCAAGAAGCUCAAGCAGGGUGAGCCCACUAGCGAAGAUGUGCCUCAGGAAGAGGUGACCGAGUUAACGCUUGAACAGGCUCCAUUGGAACAGCCAGUUAUUGAAGAGCUUCCAGAACAUGUCGAGGUUGUUGAAACUGUCACCAAAGAAGGAAAGCCCAAGAAACAAGUCACCAAAACUAAGGUCAUCAAGAAGAAGACGGCUGGCAAGGUCGAGGAGGUAAAAAUUGUCACCGUACAAGAGGAUGACCAGGUACCAGAGACCACGGUUACGAUGACAGAAGAGGAAACUGUUCCUGAAACAACAAUAACCACAUCCGAUGAGACUCCUACUGUCGAACUGGUCAAACCUAAGAAAAAGAAGGUUAAGACCAUCAAAAAGAAGGGUGAAGAUACUGACCAUAUUGUCCAGAAGCUCCUGAACCUGGAAAUCAUGAGCACUGAGCCAGAACAAUAUCCACAGCUCGAUGAGGAAGCCUCCAUUCUACCCAUUGUGCCUUCACCUAUCGUGGAAGCUCUAGAAAUUGAAGAGCUUCCUGAAGAGGUGAAAAUGACUGAAGUCAUCACUAGAACUGGUCAAGCCAAGAAGCAGAUCACAAAAAAGAAAACCAUUAAGAAACGCAUUGGCCAGAAGGAGGAACUCAUCGAAGUUGUCACUGUUCAGCAAGACGACAUGGCUCCAGAAACCACCAUCACUGUCACCGAGGAGGAUGUUCCCGAUUCAAAGCCUACAGAUGCGACACUCAAGCCCAAAAAGAAGAAGAUCAAGACUAUCAAGACCACCCAUGACUCUGACGAUAUCAUUGAGCGACUCCUUAAUCUGGAGGUUCAUAAAACCGAGCUCGAACAGUACGAGAAGGUCGACGUUGACUUGCCAAAGCGCAUGCGUCCUGUAGAGGAAACAACUAUCGAGGAGCAUCCUGACGUCGUCGAAGAAGUUCGAUCUGAUACAGGCGUAGUCAAGAAGAAGAUCGUCAAAAAGAAGGUUAUCAAAAAACGCGUCGGACCCAAGGAAGAGGUGAUCGAGGAAGUUACUAUUCAGGAAGAUGGCAAGCAACCAGAAACAACCGUCACCGUCAGCGAACAUGAAGUACCUUACGAAGUUACUGAGCCUUUCGAAGAGGAGUUGAACCCUCUCGAAGCCGUUGUGGAUGAGUAUCCGGAACCGUUGGAGGCUACUCUCAGAACGAAGACUACCAAGGUUAUCAAGAAAAAGGUCAAGAAGCUCAAGCAGGGUGAGCCCACUAGCGAAGAUGUGCCUCAGGAAGAGGUGACCGAAUUAACGCUUGAACAGGCUCCAUUGGAACAGCCAGUUAUUGAAGAGCUUCCAGAACAUGUCGAGGUUGUUGAAACCGUCACCAACGAAGGAAAACCCAAGAAACAAGUUACCAAAACUAAGGUCAUCAAGAAGAAGACGGCUGGCAAGGUCGAGGAGGUAAAAAUUGUCACUGUACAAGAGGAUGACCAGGUACCAGAGACCACGGUUACGAUGACAGAAGAGGAAACGGUUCCUGAAACAACAAUAACCACAUCCGAUGAGACUCCUACUGUCGAAGUGGUCAAACCUAAGAAAAAGAAGGUUAAGACCAUCAAAAAGAAGGGUGAAGAUACUGACCAUAUUGUCCAGAAGCUCCUGAACCUGGAAAUCAAGAGCACUGAGCCAGAACAAUAUCCACAGCUCGAUGAGGAAGCCUCCAUUCUACCCAUUGUGCCUUCACCUAUCGUGGAAGAUCUGGAAAUUGAAGAGCUUCCUGAAGAGGUGAAAGUGACUGAAGUCAUCACUAGAACUGGUCAAGCCAAGAAGCAGAUCACAAAAAAGAAAACCAUCAAGAAACGCGUUGGCCAGAAGGAGGAACUCAUCGAAGUUGUCACUGUUCAGCAAGACGACAUGGCUCCAGAAACUACCAUCACUGUCACCGAGGAGGAUGUUCCCGAUUCAAAGCCUACAGAUGCGACACUCAAGCCCAAAAAGAAGAAGGUCAAGACAAUCAAGACCACCGAUGACUCUGACGAUAUCAUUGAGCGACUCCUUAAUCUGGAGGUUCAUAAAACCGAGCUCGAACAGUACGAGAAGGUCGACGUUGACUUGCCAAAGCGCAUGCGUCCUGUAGAGGAAACAACUAUCGAGGAGCAUCCUGACGUCGUCGAAGAAGUCAGAUCUGAUUCAGGCGUAGUGAAGAAGAAGAUCGUCAAAAAGAAGGUUAUCAAAAAACGCGUCGGACCCAAGGAAGAGGUGACCGAGGAAGUUACUAUUCAGGAAGAUGGCAAGCAGCCAGAAACAACCGUCAUCGUCAGCGAGCAUGAAGUACCUUACGAAGUUACUGAGCCUUUCGAAGAGGAGUUGAACCCUCUCGAAGCCGUUGUGGAUGAGUAUCCGGAACCGUUGGAGGCUACUCUCAGAACGAAGACUACCAAGGUUAUCAAGAAAAAGGUCAAGAAGCUCAAGCAGGGUGAGCCCACUAGCGAAGAUGUGCCUCAGGAAGAGGUGACCGAAUUAACGCUUGAACAGGCUCCAUUGGAACAGCCAGUUAUUGAAGAGCUUCCAGAACAUGUCGAGGUUGUUGAAACCGUCACCAAGGAAGGAAAACCCAAGAAACAAGUUACCAAAACUAAGGUCAUCAAGAAGAAGACGGCUGGCAAGGUCGAGGAGGUAAAAAUUGUCACUGUACAAGAGGAUGACCAGGUACCAGAGACCACAGUUACGAUGACAGAAGAGGAAACGGUUCCUGAAACAACAAUAACCACAUCCGAUGAGACUCCUACUGUCGAACUGGUCAAACCUAAGAAAAAGAAGGUUAAGACCAUCAAAAAGAAGGGUGAAGAUACUGACCAUAUUGUCCAGAAGCUACUGAACCUGGAAAUCAAGAGCACUGAGCCAGAACAAUAUCCACAGCUCGAUGAGGAAGCCUCCAUUCUACCCAUUGUGCCUUCACCUAUCGUGGAAGAUCUGGAAAUUGAAGAGCUUCCUGAAGAGGUGAAAAUGACUGAAGUCAUCACUAGAAAUGGUCAAGCCAAGAAGCAGAUCAUAAAAAAGAAAACCAUCAAGAAACGCAUUGGCCAAAAGGAGGAACUCAUCGAAGUUGUCACUGUUCAGCAAGACGACAUGGCUCCAGAAACCACCAUCACUGUCACCGAGGAGGAUGUUCCCGAUUCAAAGCCUACAGAUGCGACACUCAAGCCCAAAAAGAAGAAGAUCAAGACUAUCAAGACCACCGAUGACUCUGACGAUAUCAUUGAGCGACUCCUUAAUCUGGAGGUUCAUAAAACCGAGCUCGAACAGUACGAGAAGAUCGACGUUGACUUGCCAAAGCGCAUGCGUCCUGUAGAGGAAACAACUAUCGAGGAACAUCCUGACGUCGUCGAAGAAGUUCGAUCUGAUACAGGCGUAGUCAAGAAGAAAAUCGUCAAAAAGAAGGUUAUCAAAAAACGUGUCGGACCCAAGGAAGAGGUAACCGAGGAAGUUACUAUUCAGAAAGAUGGCAAGCAGCCAGAAACAACCGUCACCGUCAGCGAGCAUGAAGUACCUUACGAAGUUACUGAGCCUUUCGAAGAGGAGUUGAAGCCUCUCGAAGCCGUUGUGGAUGAGUAUCCGGAACCGUUGGAGGCUACUUUCAGAACCAAAACUACCAAGGUUAUCAAGAAAAAGGUCAAGAAGCUCAAGCAGGGUGAGCCCACUAGCGAAGAUGUGCCUCAGGUUGAGGUGACCGAAUUGACGUUUGAACAGGCUCCAUUGGAACAACCAGUUAUUGAAGAGCUUCCAGAACAUGUCGAGGUUGUGGAAACCGUCACCAACGAAGGAAAACCCAAGAAACAAGUCACCAAAACUAAGGUCAUCAAGAAGAAGACGGCUGGCAAGGUCGAGGAGGUAAAAAUUGUCACUGUACAAGAGGAUGACCAGGUACCAGAGACCACGGUUACGAUGACAGAAGAGGAAACGGUUCCUGAAACAACAAUAACCACAUCCGAUGAGACUCCUACUGUCGAACUGGUCAAACCUAAGAAAAAGAAGGUUAAGACCAUCAAAAAGAAGGGUGAAGAUACUGACCAUAUUGUCCAGAAGCUCCUGAACCUGGAAAUCAAGAGCACUGAGCCAGAACAAUAUCCACAGCUCGAUGAGGAAGCCUCCAUUCUACCCAUUGUGCCUUCACCUAUCGUGGAAGCUCUGGAAAUUGAAGAGCUUCCUGAAGAGGUGAAAGUGACUGAAGUCAUCACUAGAACUGGUCAAGCCAAGAAGCAGAUCACAAAAAAGAAAACCAUCAAGAAACGCGUUGGCCAGAAGGAGGAACUCAUCGAAGUUGUCACUCUUCAGCAAGACGACAUGGCUCCAGAAACUACCAUCACUGUCACCGAGGAGGAUGUUCCCGAUUCAAAGCCUACAGAAGCGACACUCAAGCCCAAAAAGAAGAAGGUCAAGACAAUCAAGACCACCGAUGACUCUGACGAUAUCAUUGAGCGACUCCUUAAUCUGGAGGUUCAUAAAACCGAGCUCGAACAGUACGAGAAGGUCGACGUUGACUUGCCAAAGCGAAUGCGUCCUGUAGAGGAAACAACUAUCGAGGAGCAUCCUGACGUCGUCGAAGAAGUUCGAUCUGAUUCAGGCGUAGUCACGAAGAAGAUCGUCAAAAAGAAGGUUAUCAAAAAACGCGUCGGACCCAAGGAAGAGGUGACCGAGGAAGUUACUAUUCAGGAAGAUGGCAAGCAGCCAGAAACAACCGUCAUCGUCAGCGAGCAUGAAGUACCUUACGAAGUUACUGAGCCUUUCGAAGAGGAGUUGAAGCCUCUCGAAGCCGUUGUGGAUGAGUAUCCGGAACCGUUGGAGGCUACUUUCAGAACGAAAACUACCAAGGUUAUCAAGAAAAAGGUCAAGAAGCUCAAGCAGGGUGAGCCCACUAGCGAAGAUGUGCCUCAGGAAGAGGUGACCGAAUUAACGCUUGAACAGGCUCCAUUGGAACAGCCAGUUAUUGAAGAGCUUCCAGAACAUGUCGAGGUUGUUGAAACCAUCACCAAGGAAGGAAAGCCCAAGAAACAAGUCACCAAAACCAAAGUCAUCAAGAAGAAGACGGCUGGCAAGGUCGAGGAGGUAAAAAUUGUCACCGUACAAGAGGAUGAACAGGUACCAGAGACCACGGUUACGAUGACAGAAGAGGAAACUGUUCCUGAAACAACAAUAACCACAUCCGAUGAGACUCCUACUGUCGAACUGGUCAAACCUAAGAAAAAGAAGGUUAAGACCAUCAAAAAGAAGGGUGAAGAUACUGACCAUAUUGUCCAGAAGCUCCUGAACCUGGAAAUCAUGAGCACUGAGCCAGAACAAUAUCCACAGCUCGAUGAGGAAGCCUCCAUUCUACCCAUUGUGCCUUCACCUAUCGUGGAAGCUCUGGAAAUUGAAGAGCUUCCUGAAGAGGUGAAAGUGACUGAAGUCAUCACUAGAACUGGUCAAGCUAAGAAGCAGAUCACAAAAAAGAAAACCAUCAAGAAACGCAUUGGCCAAAAGGAGGAACUCAUCGAAGUUGUCACUCUUCAGCAAGACGACAUGGCUCCAGAAACUACCAUCACUGUCACCGAGGAGGAUGUUCCCGAUUCAAAGCCUACAGAAGCGACACUCAAGCCCAAAAAGAAGAAGGUCAAGACAAUCAAGACCACCGAUGACUCUGACGAUAUCAUUGAGCGACUCCUUAAUCUGGAGGUUCAUAAAACCGAGCUCGAACAGUACGAGAAGGUCGACGUUGACUUGCCAAAGCGCAUGCGUCCUGUAGAGGAAACAACUAUCGAGGAGCAUCCUGACGUCGUCGAAGAAGUUCGAUCUGAUUCAGGCGUAGUCACGAAGAAGAUCGUCAAAAAGAAGGUUAUCAAAAAACGCGUCGGACCCAAGGAAGAGGUGACCGAGGAAGUUACUAUUCAGGAAGAUGGCAAGCAACCAGAAACAACCGUCACCGUCAGCGAACAUGAAGUACCUUACGAAGUUACUGAGCCUUUUGAAGAGGAGUUGAAGCCUCUCGAAGCCGUUGUGGAUGAGUAUCCGGAACCGUUGGAGGCUACUCUCAGAACGAAGACUACCAAGGUUAUCAAGAAAAAGGUCAAGAAGCUCAAGCAGGGUGAGCCCACUAGCGAAGAUGUGCCUCAGGAAGAGGUGACCGAAUUAACGCUUGAACAGGCUCCAUUGGAACAGCCAGUUAUUGAAGAGCUUCCAGAACAUGUCGAGGUUGUUGAAACCGUCACCAACGAAGGAAAACCCAAGAAACAAGUCACCAAAACCAAGGUCAUCAAGAAGAAGACGGCUGGCAAGGUCGAGGAGGUAAAAAUUGUCACUGUACAAGAGGAUGACCAGGUACCAGAGACCACAGUUACGAUUACAGAAGAGGAAACGGUUCCUGAAACAUCCGAUGAUGUUCCUACUGUCGAGGUGGCCAAACCUAAGAAAAAGAAGGUUAAGACCAUCAAAAGGAAGGGUGCAGACACUGAUAACAUAGUUCAAGAACUUCUCGAUUCAAACGAUUUGAUAUCUGUAACUGAACCAUUAAAUCAGCCUUUGAUCGAAGAGAUUCAAGAGCCUGUAUCAACUUUUAGUGAACUCCUGAAAGACAUCAAAUCCACACAAAAAGCAAAAUCUAAGAAGCAGACACACAUUACCACUUCACAGCUUGACACACAAGACAUACACUCACUAUCACUUAUUCUACCUCAUACACAGGAUGCCGACACGCAAGAACACACUUCUCCUGAAUACAUCACUACAUUUGAAACAUGUACAGACGACAACCAGACAUUCAUUAAGUCCCGAAACAUUAAGAUCAUUAAGGAACACGGUGCAGUAAUCGAAGAAACAUUCGAUGAAAGUGACACUCAUACAAUUGCUCACAUGCCAUCGGAAGUUCUGAUAGAGGAAAUAGAAGAAUCUGCACCAUCACUCCACACCACACAACUUGAAGAAACACCUCAAAACGUACAGGAAGUCGUCACAAAACAUAAACCUAAGAAGAAACAAACACAAACACGAGCAAACGAACAAUCAGAGACUUUAGCAGUCGAACAAGUACAAUUGAUUCCGGAAGAAACGGAUCACACGGCUGAAAUAAGUACAGUAGUCUCAAAGAAAACUAAAUCUAAAAAGACUAAAGUUACUGUUAUUCAAGGGGUCACUGAAUCUGUUGUUGCUGAAGAGGAUGAUGAACUUCCGGUGGAAGCACAUGUUGUACCUACUCAUGAACAACCAGUUAUUGUUUCUGAGCUCCCUGAACAAGUCUCCGUACAAGAAGUAACCACUAUGGCUGGAGAAACAAAGAAGCAGAUCACAAAAAAGAAAACCAUCAAGAAACGCGUUGGUCAGAAGGAGGAACACAUCGAAGUUAUCACUGUUCAGCAAGACGACAUGGCUCCAGAAACUACCAUCACUGUCACCGAGGAGGAUGUUCCCGAUUCAAAGCCUACAGAUGCGACACCCAAGCUCAAAAAGAAGAAGGUCAAGACUAUCAAGACCACCGAUGACUCUGACGAUAUCAUUGAGCGACUCCUUAAUCUGGAGGUUCAUAAAACCGAGCUCGAACAGUACGAGAAGAUCGACGUUGACUUGCCAAAGCGAAUGCGUCCUGUAGAGGAAACGACUAUCGAGGAGCAUCCUGACGUCGUCGAAGAAGUCCGAUCUGAUUCAGGCGUAGUCAAGAAGAAGAUCGUCAAAAAGAAGGUUAUCAAAAAACGCGUCGGACACAAGGAAGAGGUGACCGAGGAAGUUACUAUUCAGGAAGAUGGCAAGCAGCCAGAAACAACCGUCACCAUCAGCGAGCAUGAAGUACCUUACGAAGUUACUGAGCCUUUUGAAGAGGAGUUGAAGCCUCUCGAAGCCGUUGUGGAUGAGUAUCCGGAACCGUUGGAGGCUACUCUCAGAACGAAGACUACCAAGGUUAUCAAGAAAAAGGUCAAGAAGCUCAAGCAGGGUGAGCCCACUAGCGAAGAUGUGCCUCAGGAAGAGGUGACCGAAUUGACGUUUGAACAGGCUCCAUUGGAACAACCAGUUAUUGAAGAGCUUCCAGAACAUGUCGAGGUUGUUGAAACCGUCACCAAAGAAGGAAAGCCCAAGAAACAAGUCACCAAAACUAAGGUCAUCAAGAAGAAGACGGCUGGCAAGGUCGAGGAGGUAAAAAUUGUCACUGUACAAGAGGAUGACCAGGUACCAGAGACCACGGUUACGAUGACAGAAGAGGAAACGGUUCCUGAAACAACAAUAACCACAUCCGAUGAGACUCCUACUGUCGAACUGGUCAAACCUAAGAAAAAGAAGGUUAAGACCAUCAAAAAGAAGGGUGAAGAUACUGACCAUAUUGUCCAGAAGCUCCUGAACCUGGAAAUCAUGAGCACUGAGCCAGAACAAUAUCCACAGCUCGAUGAGGAAGCCUCCAUUCUACCCAUUGUGCCUUCACCUAUCGUGGAAGCUCUGGAAAUUGAAGAGCUUCCUGAAGAGGUGAAAGUGACUGAAGUCAUCACUAGAACUGGUCAAGCUAAGAAGCAGAUCACAAAAAAGAAAACCAUCAAGAAACGCGUUGGCCAAAAGGAGGAACUCAUCGAAGUUGUCACUCUUCAGCAAGACGACAUGGCUCCAGAAACUACCAUCACUGUCACCGAGGAGGAUGUUCCCGAUUCAAAGCCUACAGAAGCGACACUCAAGCCCAAAAAGAAGAAGAUCAAGACUAUCAAGACCACCGAUGACUCUGACGAUAUCAUUGAGCGACUCCUUAAUCUGGAGGUUCAUAAAACCGAGCUCGAACAGUACGAGAAGAUCGACGUUGACUUGCCAAAGCGCAUGCGUCCUGUAGAGGAAACGACUAUCGAGGAGCAUCCUGACGUCGUCGAAGAAGUUCGAUCUGAUUCAGGCGUAGUCAAGAAGAAGAUCGUCAAAAAGAAGGUUAUCAAAAAACGCGUCGGACCCAAGGGAGAGGUGACCGAGGAAGUUACUAUUCAGGAAGAUGGCAAGCAGCCAGAAACAACCGUCACCGUCAGCGAGCAUGAAGUACCUUACGAACUUACUGAGCCUUUUGAAGAGGAGCUCAAGCCUCUCGAAGCCGUUGUGGAUGAGUAUCCGGAACCGUUGGAGGCUACUCUCAGAACGAAGACUACCAAGGUUAUCAAGAAAAAGGUCAAGAAGCUCAAGCAGGGUGAGCCCACUAGCGAAGAUGUGCCUCAGGAAGAGGUGACCGAAUUGACGUUUGAACAGGCUCCAUUGGAACAACCAGUUAUUGAAGAGCUUCCAGAACAUGUCGAGGUUGUUGAAACCGUCACCAAGGAAGGAAAGCCAAAGAAACAAGUCACCAAAACUAAGGUCAUCAAGAAGAAGACGGCUGGCAAGGUCGAGGAGGUAAAAAUUGUCACUGUACAAGAGGAUGACCAGGUACCAGAGACCACGGUUACGAUGACAGAAGAGGAAACGGUUCCUGAAACAACAAUAACCACAUCCGAUGAGACUCCUACUGUCGAACUGGUCAAACCUAAGAAAAAGAAGGUUAAGACCAUCAAAAAGAAGGGUGAAGAUACUGACCAUAUUGUCCAGAAGCUCCUGAACCUGGAAAUCAUGAGCACUGAGCCAGAACAAUAUCCACAGCUCGAUGAGGAAGCCUCCAUUCUACCCAUUGUGCCUUCACCUAUCGUGGAAGCUCUGGAAAUUGAAGAGCUUCCUGAAGAGGUGAAAGUGACUGAAGUCAUCACUAGAACUGGUCAAGCUAAGAAGCAGAUCACAAAAAAGAAAACCAUCAAGAAACGCAUUGGCCAAAAGGAGGAACUCAUCGAAGUUGUCACUCUUCAGCAAGACGACAUGGCUCCAGAAACUACCAUUACUGUCACCGAGGAGGAUGUUCCCGAUUCAAAGCCUACAGAAGCGACACUCAAGCCCAAAAAGAAGAAGAUCAAGACUAUCAAGACCACCGAUGACUCUGACGAUAUCAUUGAGCGACUCCUUAAUCUGGAGGUUCAUAAAACCGAGCUCGAACAGUACGAGAAGAUCGACGUUGACUUGCCAAAGCGCAUGCGUCCUGUAGAGGAAACGACUAUCGAGGAGCAUCCUGACGUCGUCGAAGAAGUUCGAUCUGAUUCAGGCGUAGUCAAGAAGAAGAUCGUCAAAAAGAAGGUUAUCAAAAAACGCGUCGGACACAAGGAAGAGGUGACCGAGGAAGUUACUAUUCAGGAAGAUGGCAAGCAGCCAGAAACAACCGUCACCAUCAGCGAGCAUGAAGUACCUUACGAAGUUACUGAGCCUUUUGAAGAGGAGUUGAAGCCUCUCGAAGCCGUUGUGGAUGAGUAUCCGGAACCGUUGGAGGCUACUCUCAGAACGAAGACUACCAAGGUUAUCAAGAAAAAGGUCAAGAAGCUCAAGCAGGGUGAGCCCACUAGCGAAGAUGUGCCUCAGGAAGAGGUGACCGAGUUAACGCUUGAACAGGCUCCAUUGGAACAGCCAGUUAUUGAAGAGCUUCCAGAACAUGUCGAGGUUGUUGAAACCGUCACCAAAGAAGGAAAACCCAAGAAACAAGUCACCAAAACUAAAGUCAUCAAGAAGAAGACGGCUGGCAAGGUCGAGGAGGUAAAAAUUGUCACUGUACAAGAGGAUGACCAGGUACCAGAGACCACGGUUACGAUGACAGAAGAGGAAACGGUUCCUGAAACAACAAUAACCACAUCCGAUGAGACUCCUACUGUCGAACUGGUCAAACCUAAGAAAAAGAAGGUUAAGACCAUCAAAAAGAAGGGUGAAGAUACUGACCAUAUUGUACAGAAGCUCCUGAACCUGGAAAUCAUGAGCACUGAGCCAGAACAAUAUCCACAGCUCGAUGAGGAAGCCUCCAUUCUACCCAUUGUGCCUUCACCUAUCGUGGAAGCUCUGGAAAUUGAAGAGCUUCCUGAAGAGGUGAAAGUGACUGAAGUCAUCACUAGAACUGGUCAAGCCAAGAAGCAGAUCACAAAAAAGAAAACCAUCAAGAAACGCGUUGGCCAGAAGGAGGAACUCAUCGAAGUUGUCACUGUUCAGCAAGACGACAUGGCUCCAGAAACUACCCUCACUGUCACCGAGGAGGAUGUUCCCGAUUCAAAGCCUACAGAAGCGACACUCAAGCCCAAAAAGAAGAAGAUCAAGACUAUCAAGACCACCGAUGACUCUGACGAUAUCAUUGAGCGACUCCUUAAUCUGGAGGUUCAUAAAACCGAGCUCGAACAGUACGAGAAGAUCGACGUUGACUUGCCAAAGCGCAUGCGUCCUGUAGAGGAAACAACUAUCGAGGAGCAUCCUGACGUCGUCGGAGAAGUUCGAUCUGAUACAGGCGUAGUCACGAAGAAGACCGUCAAAAAGAAGGUUAUCAAAAAACGCGUCGGACCCAAGGAAGAGGUGACCGAGGAAGUUACUAUUCAGGAAGAUGGCAAGCAACCAGAAACAACCGUCACCGUCAGCGAGCAUGAAGUACCUUACGAAGUUACUGAGCCUUUUGAAGAGGAGUUGAAGCCUCUCGAAGCCGUUGUGGAUGAGUAUCUGGAACCGUUGGAGGUUACUCUCAGAACGAAGACUACCAAGGUUAUCAAGAAAAAGGUCAAGAAGCUCAAGCAGGGUGAGCCCACUAGCGAAGAUGUGCCUCAGGAAGAGGUGACCGAAUUAACGCUUGAACAGGCUCCAUUGGAACAGCCAGUUAUUGAAGAGCUUCCAGAACAUGUCGAGGUUGUUGAAACCGUCACCAACGAAGGAAAACCCAAGAAACAAGUCACCAAAACCAAGGUCAUCAAGAAGAAGACGGCUGGCAAGGUCGAGGAGGUAAAAAUUGUCACUGUACAAGAGGAUGACCAGGUACCAGAGACCACAGUUACGAUUACAGAAGAGGAAACGGUUCCUGAAACAUCCGAUGAUGUUCCUACUGUCGAGGUGGCCAAACCUAAGAAAAAGAAGGUUAAGACCAUCAAAAGGAAGGGUGCAGACACUGAUAACAUAGUUCAAGAACUUCUCGAUUCAAACGAUUUGAUAUCUGUAACUGAACCAUUAAAUCAGCCUUUGAUCGAAGAGAUUCAAGAGCCUGUAUCAACUUUUAGUGAACUCCUGAAAGACAUCAAAUCCACACAAAAAGCAAAAUCUAAGAAGCAGACACACAUUACCACUUCACAGCUUGACACACAAGACAUACACUCACUAUCACUUAUUCUACCUCAUACACAGGAUGCCGACACGCAAGAACACACUUCUCCUGAAUACAUCACUACAUUUGAAACAUGUACAGACGACAACCAGACAUUCAUUAAGUCCCGAAACAUUAAGAUCAUUAAGGAACACGGUGCAGUAAUCGAAGAAACAUUCGAUGAAAGUGACACUCAUACAAUUGCUCACAUGCCAUCGGAAGUUCUGAUAGAGGAAAUAGAAGAAUCUGCACCAUCACUCCACACCACACAACUUGAAGAAACACCUCAAAACGUACAGGAAGUCGUCACAAAACAUAAACCUAAGAAGAAACAAACACAAACACGAGCAAACGAACAAUCAGAGACUUUAGCAGUCGAACAAGUACAAUUGAUUCCGGAAGAAACGGAUCACACGGCUGAAAUAAGUACAGUAGUCUCAAAGAAAACUAAAUCUAAAAAGACUAAAGUUACUGUUAUUCAAGGGGUCACUGAAUCUGUUGUUGCUGAAGAGGAUGAUGAACUUCCGGUGGAAGCACAUGUUGUACCUACUCAUGAACAAGCAGUUAUUGUUUCUGAGCUCCCUGAACAAGUCUCCGUACAAGAAGUAACCACUAUGGCUGGAGAAACAAAGAAGCAGAUCACAAAAAAGAAAACCAUCAAGAAACGCGUUGGUCAGAAGGAGGAACACAUCGAAGUUAUCACUGUUCAGCAAGACGACAUGGCUCCAGAAACUACCAUCACUGUCACCGAGGAGGAUGUUCCCGAUUCAAAGCCUACAGAUGCGACACCCAAGCUCAAAAAGAAGAAGGUCAAGACUAUCAAGACCACCGAUGACUCUGACGAUAUCAUUGAGCGACUCCUUAAUCUGGAGGUUCAUAAAACCGAGCUCGAACAGUACGAGAAGAUCGACGUUGACUUGCCAAAGCGAAUGCGUCCUGUAGAGGAAACGACUAUCGAGGAGCAUCCUGACGUCGUCGAAGAAGUCCGAUCUGAUUCAGGCGUAGUCAAGAAGAAGAUCGUCAAAAAGAAGGUUAUCAAAAAACGCGUCGGACCCAAGGAAGAGGUGACCGAGGAAGUUACUAUUCAGGAAGAUGGCAAGCAGCCAGAAACAACCGUCACCGUCAGCGAGCAUGAAGUACCUUACGAACUUACUGAGCCUUCCGAAGAGGAGUUGAAGCCUCUCGAAGCCGUUGUGGAUGAGUAUCCGGAACCGUUGGAGGCUACUCUCAGAACGAAGACUACCAAGGUUAUCAAGAAAAAGGUCAAGAAGCUCAAGCAGGGUGAGUCCACUAGCGAAGAUGUGCCUCAGGAAGAGGUGACCGAAUUGACGUUUGAACAGGCUCCAUUGGAACAGCCAGUUAUUGAAGAGCUUCCAGAACAUGUCGAGGUUGUUGAAACCGUCACCAAGGAAGGAAAACCCAAGAAACAAGUCACCAAAACUAAGGUCAUCAAGAAGAAGACGGCUGGCAAGGUCGAGGAGGUAAAAAUUGUCACUGUACAAGAGGAUGACCAGGUACCAGAGACCACGGUUACGAUGACAGAAGAGGAAACUGUUCCUGAAACAACAAUAACCACAUCCGAUGAGACUCCUACUGUCGAAGUGGUCAAACCUAAGAAAAAGAAGGUUAAGACCAUCAAAAAGAAGGGUGACGACACGGAUGACAUUAUUCAAAAACUUCUGAAUUUAGAAGUAAAGAAAACUGAGUUGGAGAAAUAUGAAAAGGUUGAUGUUGAGUUCAAGAGUAAAACUAAACAAACUGAAGAAUACAUUGUUGAAGAGCAACCAGACGUUGCCGAACUUUCAGAAGUUUCAUCACAGAGUGUGGUAAAGAAAAUGACUAAAAUCAAACCUGUAAAACCCAAAAAACCACUAGAAGAAACACAAAAAUCUCCAGUGGAAGCUAUGGACGAGCAACAUCUAGUGGAAGAAAUUUCAGAGCUUCCCAAAUCAAUUGAUGAACUUGUCGUACCAUACGAACAAGCUGAUGAAUUUGAUUCCGAGAUCCCGGAAGCGCAACGCCCUGUUGUUGAGGAGCUACCUGAAGAAAUCAUGGUCAAUGAAGUGGUAACAAUUAGUGGCAAGGUAAAGAAACAAACCACGAAGAAACGCACGGUCAAGAAAACUGUUGGAGACAAACAAGAGCUUGUAGAAGUGAUUACGGUCGAAGAAGAGGGCCAACAACCCGAAACAACUAUCACAAUUACUGAAUCGGAAGUACAACCAGAACUGCCUGCUGUUGUUGAGCGAUUGGACACAGAAGCAUUUAUCCAACCGAAAGAGCCUCGCAAGUUAAAAAAGAAAAAGGUUAAAACUAUCAAAACUACAGAUGAAGUUGAUGAUAUCAUUGAACGGUUGCUUAAUCUAGAAGUCAAGAAGACCGAACUAGAGCGGUACGAACGAAUUGAGGUGGAACUUAAAAAACGUCACAAAUCACUGAUCGAAGAAACUUUACAGAGACCCGAAGCGGAGAUGGCUAUUUUAGAAAUGAUAGAGCUACCCAAACCUGAAACUGUUCGUAAAUCUUCGAUUACACAGCCACAAGAAACUGAAACACCGAAGAAAACUAUUAAGAAAAAGAAGUCAACACCUUCAGCCGUCGAUCAAGUAGCAGAAGCUCUUGUACCAAAAACGAUUGAGUCGGUGGAGGAAACUGUUGUUCCGGAAGAAGCUGUAAUACUGGACGAUACCCUUACCAAACAACAAGCGGAACCGACUGUAGCGACCACUAAAAAGAAAAUCAGUAGAAAAUCCAUGGGCAACGAGCAACCAAAUAUCGCCUCCGCUUUAUCAACUGCAGAACCGUCUGAAGAAACGAGCAUUCCUGAAACGGUAGAAAUGUUCGAUGAUGAGCUUACGGAAUCUAAUAUAGCUCGUGAAGUAACAGUAACUGAACCUCAACUUCAAGAAGCAUUGCUUGAACAGCUGGAUAAAUCAUUCUUAACUUAUGAGGAAAAAUCGCUAAAGAAACUGCAAGAACAACAGCCUAAACCAGCUCCAGAAACACAAGCCGAGCUAAAAAAGGUAGAAAAGAAGGUGAAGAAAAAACCUAAAAAGGAGCAACGACCUGAGGAAGACGAACAGCUUCAACGCUUGUUGAAUUUGGAGGUCGAAAAGACGCAACUUGAGCAAUACGAGAAAAUUGAGCUCGAUGACAAACCCAAACCAGAAAAGCCCAAACCCACAUUGGUACCUCAAAAAAUUGAACGUAAAGAACAAAAGCCUCAGAAGAUGCUUAUAUCAGAGCCUGAAGAGCACCCACAAAUGGUAAGACUUCGAAAAGUGAAGGUGCCAGAUCGUAAAGAAAUAGAGGAAAUGGUAGUACCGAAGGUUUUGCUCAAGAGUCGCAUAGUCGAGGUGCAGUACCCACCAGGAGCGAUGCAGCCAGGUAUCACUGAUCUGACACCAGUCAAAGCCAUUGGUCUAAUGUCGAGGAUAGAAGAGGAAGAGACAACAGACAGGCUUAAGAAACUGAAAAAAAUCAAAACAACCAAAGGCAAUAAGCUUCAACUGGAAGCACCGGAAUCCAUGGACUACGAGGAGGAAAAGCCCGACAAAGAAGAGUUUGACCAGGAAGCUCACAAAUAUCAACGAAAACCGAAGGAAACGUCGGAUGAAAACCCGGAAGAGAAAAUGCUGAAGCUUGGAAAGGGUAAACUCAAGAAGGAGGACGAUGACAUCGAGCAAAUUAAACUAAAGAAAACGCCAAAAAAACAGAAAGAAGACGAACCGGAGGAGCAAAGAUCCGUUAUUAAACCAAAGCAGAAGCCAACCGAGCUGGAUAAGGAUGAUAAACAGCGCCACGUUGAAAAACCAGAGUAUAAACCGACUGAGAUACCGGAAUUUGGUACAGAAAAGGAAGAAUACAUCGCGCCUGAACCGAUACCGGAUGAACCGGAAGAAGAAGCGAAGAAAAAGCCCAAACCCAAACGUAAGCCGAAAACACCAGAGGAUACGGAAGACGAACAGAAGCCUUUGGUUAUGGGUAAGGGUAAGCCCAAACCUGAAGUUCCGGAAGAUGAUGUCAAGUUCCAAAUUCCGACUGGCAAGAAAGAGAAUGAAGAACCAGCAGAAAUCAAGCUAAAACCAUUCAAAAAAUCAGUGUCGAAAGAAGAUGAACCUGGUAAAGAAGCUGACAGAGACAUGGCGUUACCAGCUAGUACGGAAAUUCCCGAUCAGCCAGACACGGAACUGAGUUUCCCUCAAAAGUCAAAGAAAAUUAUUAAAAAACUUAAAUCGAAACCAAAACCAGACAGUGAGGAUCGUACAGAUGAACCGAUUGAGGAAGAAAUUCCUCGAACUGUGGCUGAUGUUACAGAAGACGUUUCCGACAUCGUACACGCCGUCGUGCCGAAAACGAUGAUGGAUGAUGAGUUCCAAAAGCCGGAAGAGCUGGAUCUCUCUCCACAGCCGCAAGUAGACUUCGUUAUCGAACAGCUUCCCGCGGAGGUCAAAGUAACAGAGAUCAAAACGAAAACUGGUGCGAUCGAGCAGCAAACAGUGAAAAAGCGUAUCAUAAAAAAGAAGAAAGAUAACAAGGAAGAGCUCAUCGAGAUAGUCACCAUACAAAAGGGUGACGAGCUUCCAGAGGCAACAGUUACAGUGACUCAAGUGACCCCAGAAGACAGUAACGUGCAACCGGAAAGUGUGAAGCAAAAGGUUCGCAUCAAGAAGAUUGUUAAACCGGACACACUUGACGCUGACAUCGAGCGACUGCUGAAUCAGGAAAUUUCGAAAACCGAACUUGAGGUUUACGAGAAGACAGAGUUUGAGCCAACUAAGCACGUGAAGGAACAGCCUGUGGAAAAACCUGUACCUGAAACAGCUGAGCUGGAAGUGCCGACACCUUCUGUACCGCAGAAGACAAAGAUUAAGAGCAAAGCUAAGAAACAACACCAAAUCACCUCAUUACAAGAAAUACCUACAGAAUCAUUAGCGCCACUCGAACCAGCCAUUGGACACGAAGCUACCCAACAGACACUCGAAACCACACACACUGAAGACAGGCGACCAGUCAGUGCAGACACUGUUGAUUUACAGGAAGACACCUUCGAAACGAAUGAAUUUGUCGAAACUGAAACACUUGGAGAUGUUGUGGAGCCGGUCGACGUACCCGAAGCUGCUCUUGAGAAGCCCGAGGUAUCACUGAAGCCUCAACUUACGGCUGCCCCUAUCGAACAAGUUCUGGAAGAUACGGUGGAACAGACAGACGCCGUAGCAGCUGAGCUUCCGCAGAAAGAACAAGCAGCUUCCUCCGAAAUACCUUCCGUCGUAACGGAAACACCAAUCGUGAGUAAACCUAUUCUUGAAGCAGCUCCUAUCCAAGAAGUUCUUGAACAACAGGUUGAAGAGACAGACAAUGUGCCGUCACUGGCGCUAGACACCGUCCAGGUAACACCAAGCGAUGUAUCCGAACAUGCAACGGAAGUUCCUACGGUGCAGGGAAAGCCUCUGCUUGAAGCGGCCCCGGUGGAUGAUCAAUUUGACGUCUCCGUAGAGGAAGCCGAUACAGUUGCAUCGCUGACAUUGAACGAGGAACAACUGACACCGGUGGAUGUAGCCGAGGGAGCAACCGAACUGCCUGCCAUACAGAGCAAACCGACGGUUGCAGCAGCCCCAGCCGAAUCACUUCUGGAGCAACCCGUGGAGGAGACCGCCGCAGUACAGGAACCACAGCUGGAAACAGAGAAGCUAGUACCAGUGGAAGAGCUGCGUGUCGAACCAACGGAAGAAGCACAGAUCCAGCCGGCGGCGACCGUUGAAACUGCUCCGGCCGAAGCUCCGAAGAAGGUGGUUAAGAAGGUGACGAAGGUGACGAAGAAAGCUAAGAAGUCGAUCGACGAUGAUGAAGAGCUGCAACGCUUGCUGAAUCUGGAGGUUGAGAAAACGGAGCUGGAGCAGUACGAGAAAGUGGACGUGGAUGGCAAGCCGAAGGUUAAGCCGGAGAAGGGUGAGAUUGUUAAGCUAGAGCCUAUUAAGAUCGAACGUAAGGAACAGAAACCGAUUAAACCAGAAAUCACUGACACACAAGAACCACAAACAGUUAAACUGCGCAAAACCGUCAUACCAGAGAAGCGAGAAGUCGAAGAAGUCGCCGUACCGAAGGUGCUGCUCAAGAGCCGAAUCGAACAGGUGGAAUUCACCGUCCAGGGACAGCAGCCUGAGAUUGUGGAGCUAGACACCCGACCGGGCGUGGGCACGUUGUCGCGCAUUGAAGAGGACGAGGUGGAGCGUACCAAGAAGAUAGUUAAGAAGAUUAAGGUUAUUAAGAAGGAAAAACCCGGGCUGGAAACGCUGGACAUUGAGAAGUACGAAAAGGAACCGAAGGAAGAGGUGCCGAAGGACGAAGAAAAGUCACAAUACCAACGGCAGCCGAAGGAAGCGCCAAAGGAUGAACCGGAAGAGCGUACAUUGCAGAUGGGUAAGGGUAAGUUGAAAACGGACGAGGAACAUCACGAAGAGGUUAAGCUGAAGAAAACGCCAACCAAACCGAAGGAGGAAACUGUGGAAGAAGUUAAACCAAAGAAAAAACCGGAAGAAAAACCAAAAGAAGAAGAGCUGGACACCAAAAAACGAAGCGUUGAAAAGCCGAAAUUUACCCCGACCGAUAUUCCAGACUAUGAAACGCCACUCGAGCCAUACGUUAAGCCAGAACCGGAACCGGAAGAAAAACCUGUGCAGGAACCAGAUAAACCGAAGAUUCCCAAAGAACCUAAGGUACCUGAGGUUCCAGAAGAGCCUGAGCAUAAGAUUGUUCUAGGAAAGGGUAAGAAGCCGGAACCGGAACCGGAAGAUGAAUUCAAGUUCCGUAAGCCGGUUCCUACGAAACCGGAAGAAGAAAAGGAAGAGAUCAAGCUGAAACCUUUCACCAAGCCAACGCCGGACACCGAGCCCAAAGAUCGUGAAGGUGAUCGUGAUAUGGCUUUGCCGGUUCCAACAGAUGUGCCAGAUAGUGCAGACACAGAAGCAGCCAAGAAAAAGGUCAUAAAGAAGGUUAUCAAAAAACCAAAGACGCCUGCCGAGGAAGAGACUAAACCUGAGGAGCCUGUGCAAGUACCAGAAGCUCCAGUGCCGGUCGAAGUACCAACUCCUGUAGUGGAGAAAAUUGUUCCAGAACCUGUCAAGGAAGUCGAGAAACCCAAGGAAGUGCAAGUGGAACAACCAAAAGAGUUGGUUCUUCCGCAACCGGUAGUGGAGCAGACCGAGGUUCUCCCAGUGCCACAAGCGCCAGAAGAGAAACCGAUCGAAACGGUACAGGAACCCGCACCGGAGAUUAAACAGGAAGCCCCGGUAGAAGUACAGGAGCAAAAGGAGAAGAUCGUCAAGAAGAAGGUUGUGAAAAAACCGAAGAAAAAGCCGGAAGAAGAUGCAGAGCUGGAACGUUUGCUGAACUUGGAGGUCGAAAAGACAGAGCUGGAGACAUAUGAAAAGAUUGACCUUGAGCCAAAGCUGAAAGAUAUACCGGCAGCUAUACCCGAGCCAGCCGAAGAGCCGGCUAAGGUUGAAGAACCGGUCGAUGCAAAGCCAGCCACAGUUGUUGAAAAAGCCAAAAUGGUGGAAGAAGUACUUGUACCUGAGGAAGUAACUGUUAUUGCAGCUGCUGAGCCUACGAAGCCAACCGAACCGGUAUCAAAACCAGUACCGGAGGAAGUUGUUACAGCCGUACAGGAACCGCCAGUUGUUGUUAAAACAGACGAGCCAAAGCCCAUUCCUGUGGAAUCACAACAGCCGGUGGAACAACCGAUAGAGCCGGAAAAGAUUGAAGAAAAGAAACCGGUGAUCAAGAAAAAGGUCGUGAAGAAACCCAAGAAGGCUUCUAUUGAGGACGAUGAACAGUUGCAGCGUCUAUUGAAUCUGGAGAUUGAAAAAACUGAGCUUGAAAAGUACGAGAAAGUCGAUGUGGACAUCAAGAAGCCAGAGAAAACGGUUGAAACAGUUGAAGAACAUCGAACAGCUCAAGUGUCAGAGGUUGAAGAACCGGAACCGAUUGAGGUCACAUUGAAGCCAAAGAAGAUCGUCAAGAAACCGGUGGAACCGGAACCAGUUGAGGCUGAGUUUAAGAUUGCGAAGAAGCCACGAUUGCCCGAAGCCCCACAAGAAGUGGAGGAGCAAAUCAUUCUGAAACCGACACCACAGAAACCGGAAGAAACCGUAAGUGUAGAGCGAAUCAUUAAGAUUGAGGUAGAACAACCGGAACCAGUAGAGCAACCGACCAUUGAAGAAGUAGUCGACGAUGAACCACAGCCAAUCGAAGAUGUAGAAACCGUAGAGCCUGUGGUUGAGGAACCAAUAGAAGCGGAAGCUCCCGAAGAAGAGAUCGUACCAGUACAACCUUUGGUCGAAGAAGUGCACGAUGUGCAGCCGAUCAUAGAAGACGCUGUCAUUGAAGCACCGUCUGAGGAACUGCCAACGGUAGUGGAAUCGGUACCGAUACAACCCAUCGUGGAGGAACCUCAACCGGUGAUGCCACUUCGGAAAGUGUCGCUCAAACCGGUCGAGCCUCAGCCAGAAACGGUGGAGAAAAAGCCGGCAGAGAAGCCAAAGAAGAAGGUGGUUGUUGUGAAGAAGAAGAAAGCGAGCAUUGACGAUGAUGCCGAGCUACAGCGGUUGCUGAAUUUGGAGAUCGAGAAAACCGAGCUUGAGCAGUACGAACGUGUGGAUGUCGAUCUUCGCAAGCGCGAAAAGGUGAUGGUUGAAGAUCAGCCACAACCGCAGCAAGCCGUUGAAUCGACGAUCGAACCAGAAGACAGUGCACAGGUGAAACUGCCCCGUAAGAAGAGCAAACCGAAGGUCGAAGCCAUUGAAGAAACUGAGGUAGAGUUUAAGAUCAAGCCUAAGAAGCAGCCGACCGGGGAAGAGACGGUACAGGAAGCAACAGUAUCGCUGAAGAAACCCAAGAAACCAACUCCAGUUGUGGAGGAAACGGCUACCGAAGAGGUUGUGCUGUUGAAACCGGCCGUUCCACAACCGGAAGAGGUAGAAGAUGUGGAGGAAUCAAUCAAACUGAAACCAAAACCGGCCCCAUACACUACCGAUGAAGCUGAAGCAUCUCUCAAGAUUGUACGGGAAGCGGAACAACCCGCCGCGCCGGAAGCAGUGCAGCCGGAACCAGUUCAACCGGAACCGGUUAAGGUGGAGCAAAAGAAGUCGGAAAAGCCAAAAAAGAAGGUAGUUCCGAAGAAAAAGAAGGACGACGAUAUUGAUGAGAUUACCAAGAAACUUCUCGAGAUGGACGUGCCUAAAACGGAGCUUGAAAAGUACGAAAAGAUCGAUCUGGACAUCGUAAAACCGACCAAAGAAACAGUCGACGAGAUAACGAUGGUUAAACGCAAACCAAAAGCAAAACCUUCCGUCGAGGAAGAGGAAGAAGUAGAAACGAAGUUGUCCCUGCCCCGCAAGACACCGUCCAUUACAGAACCAGAGGAGGCUGAAGCUACCUUCAAGGUGGCCCGAAAACCGUCCGUACCACAGCAGCCCGAAGACGUUGAGGCUUCGAUCACGAUCACGAAAGAGGAGGAAGUACCAGCAGAGGAAGAAAUCACCGAGCACGUCGUGGUGCGCAAACAGCGCCCCCGUCCAAAGCCUGCCUUCCGUCGCGAAGUCCUCGACGAAGAGGAGGUUCGCAUCAAGAAAAUCAAAAAGGUACGCCAACCGCGUCCAGUAUUCAAGGACAUUGAGCCCGAAAAUGUUACGUUCCGUCCGAAGCGCACUAAGCACAUCGAGGACAUUGAGCAAGAGUUCAAGAUACAGCUCGAUUCGUACGCGCGCGAAGAAAUUUCCAUGUCCGGCCGGGUGAAGCUGCCAGCGCCGUACAGUUACGGUGAGGAAACUGGCGAGGCUCACAUCACGAUCAUCAAGCAGGUGGAUGAGGAUGACGAGGUUGUGUAUGAGGUGAUCUACGACGAUAGUGAGCAGGACGUGGAGGAAGACUAUCGCUACGAAGACGAAGACACCGAAAACGUAGUGUUCGAGCUGCGCAGACGGCGCGAAAAGCUCGAGAACCUGAUCAUGCACCACGAAGAGGAAAUCUCUCUCGAUCUGACGCAACGCAACAGAUCACAGUUCACCACCACAACACACGAAGAAGAAUCAUUCACACUGAAACAGCCCAAGAAAGUCCUACCAACAUACUCUGAAGAAACGGCAUCGCUGAAAAUUGUACGCGAAGAAGACGCCAAUGAUAUGUACUGUAUCCAGGCCGUGGAAGCCGAAAACGAGGAAGCACUUCACAUCGUCGAAGGCGAGAAGGUCUAUGUGAUUGAGCACAGUAACUCUGAAUGGUGGUACGUUAAACGGUCUUGGUGCGAGGAGCGCGGUUUCGUCCGCCGGGAGUACCUGAUGGACGCAGUCACCUAUCCACAGUACGUACAGAAAACGUUGAACGAGAAGAUCGACAAGCUGCCGGUGUUCGAGAAACCAGGCCCUGGUGAGAAGCCGCUCGCUCCGAAGAUUAUCGAGAAGCUGCAACCGAUCACCACUCAGGAUGGUUAUACGGUGCAGUUCGAGUGCAAGGUCGAAGGAUUCCCGAGACCCUCCAUCACCUGGUUCCGUCAGACGGCCGUCAUUAAACCGUCGCAAGACUUCCAGAUCUACUACGACGAUGAUAACGUGGCCACGCUGAUCAUCCGCGAAGUUUUCCCAGAAGAUGCUGGUACAUUCACGUGUGUCGCGAAGAACAUAGCUGGCUUUGCUUCUAGUGCAACCGAACUGGUCGUUGAUUCGUUCAGCUCGGAUCACGGAUCGGACGUUGCCACGCUAUCGCGCAAGAGCAUGUCUCGUGAGUCAUCGCUAGCCGACAUUCUCGAAGGCAUCCCGCCGACUUUCUCACGCAAACCGAAGGCACAGUACGUCGAUGCGGGCACUGAUGUGCUGCUAGAGUGUCGUCUCGUGGCGGUACCAGAACCGGAUAUUCUCUGGUACUACAACGGGGUGGAGAUAGAGAGCAAGGACAAUGUGCAGGUUGUUGUCGAGUCGGAUAUGCACAUGUACUGCACGGUGGUUCACAUCAAAGGCAUCGACAAGGUACAGGAAGGUUCGUACCAGGUGGUCGCACGUAACCGUGAAGGUGAGUCGUCCCUGGACAUCAUGGUCAAGGUGAAGACGGGAGUGCAAGAGCCGCCUCAGAUUUUGGAACCGCUCAAGAGCAUGACGAUCCGCCAGGGCGAGACAGUAAUUCUGUCCACGCAGAUCGUCGGCAAUCCAGCACCGGAAGUACAGUGGUUCAAGAAUGGUGUUGCAUUGGACGUACCUACGCAAGCCGAUCGUAACAUGUACACCGUAACGCUAGUGGCACCAACACACGACAAUGCUGGCGAGUACACGGUUAAGGCAAAGAACCCUGCUGGAAGCGUCGAAACGAGUGCCUUCCUUACGGUGGACGAGUCCAACGUUGGUAAUCCACAGGCGCCACUCUUCUUGGAACGUUUCGAAGAGCAGAGUGUACCACAAGGUGCUACGAUCAAGCUGCCGGCAAGAGUGACGGGUAAUCCAGUGCCGGAGAUCCUUUGGCUGCGCAACAAUAAUACGCUGCUACCGUCCAAACGCGUCAAGCAGGCGUACGACGGCGAAAGCAUUGAGUUGUUGAUCAACAACGCAGAUUCCGAACAGGACUCUGGUAACUACAAGUGUAUCGCUUCCAAUACGAUCGGUAAGGCAUCGCAUGGUGCACGCGUUACUGUGGAGGUCGACAAGGUUACAUUCACGAAGAAGCUCAAGAAGACAAUCACGGUGGAGGAAAGUAAGGCGGUUACACUGGAGUGUGAAACUUCACAUACCGUUUCCACCAAAUGGUUCCACAACGGCAAAGAGCUCAGUGGAAUGGAUCAUCGUAUGAUCGUGCAGGAGGGUAAGGUGCACAAACUUAACAUUAAGAACCCAACAAUCAACGACACGGGUGUGUACCGCUGUACGGUUAAGGAUCAACAGACCGAAUGUACUCUUACCGUCAUUGAGGCCAAGCCCGAGUUCCUGCGUAAACUUGAGGAUGUCGAAACGAAGGAGAAAGAGCACGCCGUGUUGGAGGUUGAAAUUACCUCCGAGACUGCAGACGUCACGUGGUAUAAGGAAGGCCGCAAGCUGGUCGAAACCACCGGCAAGUAUGAGUUCUCGAAGAAGGGUAAAUCGCGUGUGCUCUUCGUACGUAACACUUCAGUGCACGACGAAGGCGAAUACACCUGUGCGCUGGCUGAUCAGGAAUGUUCGGCCGAGGUGUCGGUAAUUGAGCUUCCACCGGAGAUCAUCAGUGCACCACGCGAUGUUACCGUAGCUCGUGGCGAAGACGCCAUCUUCGAGCUGGAGCUUACCAAGGGUGAUGCACUGGUUCGUUGGUACCGCAACGAGGAUGAACUGUCGUUCAAUGGACACGUGCAGUUAACGAUCGACGGUAAGCGACAGACGCUCAAGAUUAACAAGACGGUCGAUGCGGACGCCGGCGAGUAUACGUGCGUGGUAGGUGAACAGCGUGCCAAGGCUCGGCUCACUGUAGAGAAGCCGGUCGUCGAUUUUGUACGCCGCCUGCCAGAGGUUACCCUCACCACGCGCGACAAUGACGCCGUGUUCAGUGUGGAACUUUCCGAGUCAGCCGAUGUGGUGUGGUAUCGCCACAGCAAGAUCAUAACUGCCUCCAGCAAGUACGAGCUCAUUGUGGAGAAAAACAUUCGCAAGCUAAUCGUCAAGAACACCGUCGAGGAGGAUGAGGAUGAGUACACGUGUACCGUAUCGAAUGCUAAAACUUCUUCCAAGCUGAAGGUCGAAAUCAUCAAGGUUGCUCCGACAAUCUUCGAGGACGGUCCACGAGCGUUUGUCAUUCGCAAGGAUGAAGACGUUACGUUCAGUGUGAAGUUUAACGCCACACCAAAGCCUGAAGCGGAAUGGCGCGUCAACAAGCGAGUCAUCAUUCCUUCGGUCAAAUUCGUCUCGACCGUUACCGAGGAGACCGCUAGCUUGACGAUAAAGCGUGCGGCUGAGGUCGAUGCUGGAGAGUUCAUGCUGAAGCUGACGAAUGAGUGCGGUGAUGCCAGCGCUAUCUUUACGCUUGUCAUCAAAAAACAACCGGGAGCUCCAGAAACACCGGAAGCGACGCUCAUUACGGACGAUUCCAUUACACUGUUCUGGAAGGCACCGAGCGACGAUGGAAACAGCCCAAUCACGCAGUACGUGCUUGAGUACCAGCAAAACAACCAGCAGAAAUGGACCGAGAUUACAAACAUUACCGAAACGACUACAACCGUGACGAAGCUGACAAAGAAUUCCGAGUACACAUUCCGUGUCACAGCCGUCAACGAGGUGGGCAAGGGUCCGGCAUCGCCGAACUCGCCCUACUACAAGAUUGUGGCACCGAUUCAGAAGGAAGCUCCAACGGUAAGCGAGCACCUGAAGGAUGUGCACGUCGGUCUUGGCCAGUCCGUCACACUGAACUGCAUCGUGACGGGUGUACCCGUACCGGAUGUCGCCUGGUUCCGCAAUGGACAACCGCUCAAGCAGGACGUUGUAUCGUACGAGAACGGUUCUGCAAAAUAUCAGAUUAAAUCGACCACCAUUGAGAGUGGCGCCAUGUACACGUGCCGUGCUACCAACGAGGUGGGCAGUGUUGAGAGCAGCUGUCAAGUUGUGAUCGAGGAAAAACCGACGCUAACCGUAGAGAAGAAGCAGAUCGUGCAGAAGCUGCGUGUAGGCGAUGAGUGGAAGGUUGUGGCCGAAUUUACCGGCUAUCCGGCACCGGAGCUGAUCUGGUAUCGGGAGGAGGAGCAGCUGACUUCCACUGCCGAGCACACGUUCGUCACCGUUGGUCAAUCGUCGACCAUUGUAAUCGGUUCGUUGGAUCGCUCACACACGGGCAAGUACACAGUGGAGGCGCGUAAUUCUGCCGGUUCGGCAACGGUCGAGCUAACGCUGAAGGUGAUCGACAAGCCGAGCAAACCGGAGGGACCAAUCGUGGUGCGCGAACUUAGCCCCGAGGCAGUGGUCAUCGAGUGGAAACCACCAUCCGAUGAUGGUGGUUUGGAAAUUUCGCAAUUCACCAUCGAGAAGUGUGACGAUGCGAACAAGAACGCCUGGAUCAAGGUGGCGGAUGUACAGCGUAACAUCAAGUCUUACUGCAUCCAGAAGCUACUCGAUAGCACACAGUACCACUUCCGCGUCAUUGCCCAGAACCCGGUCGGUUGUUCUGAACCGCUGGAGAGUGCGACGGUAAAGAUCCAGCAAACGAUCGAAGCGCCAUCGCAACCGCGUGGCCCCAUUGAGACAUCGGGCAUGACAAGCAACUCAUUCACGCUUAUGUGGCAACCAUCGGAAUCGAACGGUGGCAGCAAGAUCACUGAGUAUGUUGUCGAGGUAAAGGAAGCGAAGAAGAAGGUAUGGAAGGUGGCUGGAUCAACCAACUCCUCCGAUACUUCACUACUGAUCGAGAAUCUUGCAAUGAACAAGGCGUACGACUUUAAGAUUACCGCCCAUAACAAGGUUGGCGCGAGUGAACCACUUCAGACGGUGGAAUCCAUUGUGGCCGGAAAGGAAAUCACUCCACCAUCUGCACCAAGAAAUCUGCGCAUCACAAACGUCACCAGCAAGAGCGUGAAGCUCGAAUGGCAACAACCGGAAACGAACGGAGGUUCCGACGUGACUGGAUACAUAAUCGAGAAGCGACUGACAACUGCACAGCAGUGGACCAAGAUCAAGACGCUCGAGUCCAACUGUUUGUCGUACUGUGUGGAUAAUAUGAAGGAAAAGACUCAGCUGGUGUUUAGGAUAUUUGCGGAGAAUGCGGUCGGACUAAGUUCGCCCACCGUGUCGGAGAGCGUUGUGUUAAAGACACAUGCCACUGUUCCGUCUCCACCAACUGGUCCACUAGAGGUACGCUACCUGGGACCUAACAUCAACAUCGUAGAGUGGGGCAUUCCAGAGUCGGACGGUGGUGCACCGAUCGAGGGCUACAAUAUCGCCAUCCGCAACGCGAAGAAAACGAUGUGGAUGGAAGUUGGGCGCGUUGCGGCUGACUGUCAAUCCUUCAACAUUAAGGAUCUGCAGGAAAGCGAAGACUACCUGAUCCGCAUCAUGGCUCGCAACGAGGUCGGCAUCAGUGAUCCGCUAGAAUCGGAGGAACCGUACACUGUACAGCUCGGUGCUGCUCCGGAUGAUGUACAUGAUGAAACAACGCGAGACUUCUCAGAACCGACCGGCACCAACACUUCGUCCUGGCUACGGGAACACAACAUGACGGCAGACAUUAACAGCUACGCUCGCCAUAAGCUUCUGAGGCGAAGUGAAUAUUUCUUCAAACUAUGGGUCAACGCGAAGAAUCUCUUCAAGUAAAGAGAGCGCACCCCAGUUACAACUUUCCCAUAAAAACUAUC
Messenger RNA from Anopheles maculipalpis, 68387 nucleotides. RefSeq names its product titin. Gene Ontology annotation, molecular function: protein binding. The record is from RefSeq and is a predicted model, not a curated record. NCBI's taxonomy places the organism in Eukaryota, Metazoa, Arthropoda, Insecta, Diptera, Culicidae.